AGUUCGUGGAGAACAGGUUGUGGAGUUUCAAAACAGAGCAGCGAUUGCUCAGCACCAUCAAGGAGCAAGCCACCGCACCAUCGCCGCCGAAGAAAGAGGGACCUGACCACCCUCUCCCGGACACCCCAUGAGAAAGACCCAUUUCCCAGGAGUCACGGAAGCAUCAAGCCUAAGGAUGGCAGCCCCCUUGUCCCCCUUUCAGCUGGCAUGAUCCCUCUUGCCCUGCUCUUUUUAUUUUUAAAAGCUGAGUAGCUGUCUCCCCACCACCCCUUAACUCAGCACUGUUGUCAUUGAGAAGGCAAGGAGAGGUUCUUCGCCACUACCCAGCUGGCCACUUUGGUUCUAAAGCCUGCGGAAAGCAAUUUGACAGCAGCAGCAGCAGCUGAAUCAGCUGGUUCCACCUUGCGCCAUGAUCCGGAAAGUUUUCCUUCUGUUGCUGGCUAUCCCCGGUAAGUCCUCGCCCUCUGGGCUCUUUUUCCUUUCCGUUUUACCCCCUCCUCGACUUUCUCUACAACACACACACUUUUCGUUGACUGUUGAGCUCUCUGAAAGAGAGAUCGUUUUUUUUUUUGUAGCUCCUAUAUUUCCCACAGACCGACUUAGUGAGUAAUUGGGUAAUGAUAGCUUUGCCUAAUCUCUGCUGGGCUUUGGGGGGGAUGCUUUUGGAUGGGGAAAGUCCUGCUUCGGUUUCGUUCCAGGCCCACCCACCCACCUUCCUAAGCCUUCCUUUAUGUACCUGAUGGGAAAGGCAGAGGGUGUGUUUGUGUGUUUUAGGGAUCCUAGACAUUGCUUGAUCCCCUGUUGUUGACUUGCUGUGGAUUAAAGAGCCUCUGCUUGAUGUAGCCUGUUUUACAAAAGGCAGAUUCUUAAGGGGAGAUGAGCUGGAAAAUGAGAUGCCUGGGGAUGUAUGUAUCAGGAUUUUGGAGGAAAGAUGGACGGUUGUCAGUACCUUUUGCAGAACGAACUGGCCUGUGAUAGUUCUACACAUCAGCAUUGUGGGGGGGGGGGGUUGGACUGGAUGACCCUUUGGGUGCCUUCCAACCCUGAUCUCCUGGGAAGUGAGGCGCUUCGGCAUCCCAGGUUCUUGACCCCAUCUGCAAAGACAAGCUAGGAUGGAAUCCCUCUCUUCCCUCCUCUUCCUGGAGGGUGAAACAAAAAGAGGGCUUGCAGUCUGAAGAUGCGUUGCCUGUUUGGUGCUCUUGCGGUAACCUGACCCAAGGAAAUUCAGCAAGUGAUGUUUUUCCCUUUCCUGGAGUAGAAACCAAUUGGGUGUCAAAAACUGAAGCUGCUGCCCCCCCCCCCCCCAAUAUCAGGCUGCUGUUAAAAGCACAGGAGCAGUGCUGGGGGGGGGGAGUUGGUCCUUUCAGUGGUGUGGAGAGGGAUGGGCCACCCUAUUUCUUGCAGCCGUCAACACACUCACAAGCUCUUCCCUUGAAAUGACAACCAUAAGGGCAACACCAAAAACAGAUUUCCUGGAUUUCCUGGUUUCUUCAUUUUCUUAAUGACAUUUGAAAGUUAGAAAAAGCAAACCUGUUGCCAAAAAAGAAGAGGAGGUCCAUUUGGCUGAGGAUGCAGGAAGCUUAACUUUUUUGUUGCAAAGAAAACCACUUUCUGGUGGGAAAAUGCCAUCUCCUCCUGUGCUGUGUCUUUCACAAUAACUGAACUUGGCUUGCCUCCCACAUGGGAAGGUAGGCUAUUCUGUGCCAAGAGCCCCUGUCUGCCUGUCUUUCUCUCUGUGGGCUGCUUGCUCUGUAAAUUGUUGAAAUAACGUUGUUUCCUGCCUUGUGUGGGUGUUGCGGAGGCUGAGAAGUUGCGGUGUUUGGUGGAGUGGCAACAGAAGACUCAGGAGAGGGAGGCUGGAUCUAGACACAUCAAAGAAGCAUUUCAGUUAAAUGCAUUGUAAAUUUAAACAGGGAAAACAGGCACAGAAAAACCUGACUCCACAGCGACAUCUGGUGGCACAAUGCUAUAUCGCAUAUACAAUGCAUAUGAAUCGCUUUUUCUUUACCAAUCUAGCUGAGUCCGGAGUUCCCUGAAAGAAGCCAAGGGGAAGUUACUAUGUACUUAAGAAGCAAGGAAGCCAUCAGUAACUUACCCAUGAAAACAACUCACCCCAGUGAUUUAUUUAUAUGUGGGAUGCCUAGGUGCCCGAAUAUAUUUUGUUCGGGAUCUGGAGGUGUGAGGUACUAAUGGACCUCAUUUGCAUUUUAAGCACAAUGAUGCCACUUUAAACAGUCAUGACUUCACACAAAGAAUUGUUGUGGUUUGUUAAGGGUACUGAGAGUUGUUAGGAGACCCCUAUUCCCCUCAUAGAACUGCAAUUCCCUGGGCUCCCUGUGAAGCAGGAUUGGUUAUUAAACCACUCUGGGAAUUGUAGUUCUCUGACCGUGUACAGCAGGAGUGUUGCCAAUGCAGUGACUCCUAGGUGUUGUCAGAUUUCAACCCCAACCAUCAAUUACCGUUCACCUUGCUGCUUGGGGCUGAUGGGAACUGUGGGUCUCCACCAUCUUCUGGAGGAUGCCGCAACAUUGGCUAGCCCUGAUGUUGCCACGUUGCUCUUGGUGCAGCCUGAAGAGCGGGAAUUCAACAGGGUGUUUUCUUGCUAUGCCGAGGAAAGCUUCACCAGUUGGAUUUCUGCCUGCCCAGAGCACAGGGGCAAAUAAACUGAGGGAACAGGCUGCUCUCCUCUCACCACAGAGUGACCAAAGCGAACCUCCCUAAUCUGAGAGACCCUGUUGGGCACCAUUCUGCUUCACUAAUUUGAUAAGAUUUGGCAUCAUGGGAUGCCAUUUAGAGGAGGGGGCGGUUAGCUUUGCCUUUUCCACUUGCCUCUUUGCCUGUUUCAACCCCCCACCCCACCCCAAUUCCCUUCCUCCAGCAGCUUUGAAGUUACUCUACUGGUUUUGCAUUACUCUCUCCGGAAGGAGCUCCAGCCCUGCAAGAGAUGCUGACUCGGGGUUUGUGCCUUAUACAACCACUCGCAGGCCGCAAAAGCAGCUCUGUGAGUCACAGAGACCAGUUUGGGAAAGGCUUCAGGGUUGAGCGAGUCCACGGAGUCCAUGGGGCUGCCAGGCAGGCUCUGGAGCCUGGGACUGGGGCGGGUUGGCUGUGGGAGGCAGAAUCAUAGGAAUGUCAAGCUGGAAGCCACCCCAAGGGUCAUUUGGUCCAACCCCCUGCAAUGCAGGAGUUGCAGCUAAAAAAUCCCUGAUGGAUGGCUAUCCAACCUCUGCUUAAAAAGCUCCAAUGGGGGGGGCACCUUCUGCCAGAGUCCUUUCCACUGUCAAACAGCUCUUACUGUCAGGAAGUUCUUCCUGUUUUUUUAGUCAGCACCUCCUUGCUGGUGAUUUGAAUCCAUCAGUUCAGGUCCCACCCUCUAGAGCAGCAGGGAACAUGCUUGCUCCAUCUUCCAUGGGACGGCCUUUCCGAUAUUUGAAGAUGGCUCUUGUAUCACCUCCCAGCCUUAUCUUCUCCAGAUCCAACUCCUUCAGUUGUUCAUCAUAAGAUAUGAAGUGGUGUCUAGGGAUAAGCUAGGGAUGGGGCUUGCAAGACGGGAAUAUGGCACCCCCUUUUUGAGACUCUUGGGGGCCUGGUGGGCAAAAGGGGGGCAGAGCUGGGAGAUAACCCCCUUGGGCCAAGCAGAAAGUCUCACUCUGAGAUCUUAGCCCUUUCCCUGGAAAAGGGGGCUAAUUUCCCUCAAACUCUUUUAAAGCCAUCUAGGCUGGUUGCCGUCACUUCCUCUUUUGGGAGUGAGUUCCGUAGUUUUAACCACGUGCUGCAUAAAGAGCCACUUCCUUUUACAUGUCUCAAAUCUUCCAUCAUUCAGCUAAGGCAGUGAUAGGUCCAGGGUUACCCAGUGAGCUUCAUGACCAAGUGGGAAUUUGAACCCUGGUCUUCAUAACCUUGGAGCAAGAGAGAUAUUCCUGUGCAUCCAGGGGGGUGAUCAAGUGCGUGCUUGUUCAGUGAGGUGGUCACAACACCCUGCCCUCAGUUGGAUUAAUUUCACCUCUCCCAAGCCUUGGUGGGUAUCUCAUGCAGGAAACACAGAGAGAUGCCCAGCUAUCAGGAGUCCUUCUGCUAGCCAUUCCCUCCUAUUGAUGAAACCUCAAUCAAUCACCAGUCCAUCAAACAGGAGAAUGACUGUACACUAACUGUGCUCAAACAUUGUGCAUGAAAUUGCAUUGUCUUUGAGCCCUCCUGCUAUUUACGUGAAUGAAUGUCUAUUUUUGGUGUGGAACAGAAACCGGAAGGGAGGACGUUAGUAAUGUGAAUGAGUAUUCUAGCCUAUGUAUUAUUUCUCAAUCAUGCAUUGUACAGAGAUUGUAGCAAGAAUCACUUUCUAAGGCUCCAGGUGGUGGUGGUGAAACUGCGCUUGGAUGAGACACAUUUAAAUUGUAGUUUGUCCCAUGACACUGCAACAAAGUGCAUAGAAUAAUAGGAUUAUGGGGCUGGGAGGGAUCUCCAAGGGUCUUUUAGUCUAAUCCUCUGCAACACAGGAAUCACAACUCAAGAAUCCUUGACAGGUUGCCAUCCAACCUCUACUUAAAAACCUCAAAUGAAGGAGAGUCCACGACCUUUUGAGAGGGUCUUUUCCACUGUUGAAUGUCUCUUGCUGUCAGAAAGUUCUUCCUCCCCUCCAGAGCAUCAGCAGAAAACAAGCUUGUUCCAUCUUCCACAGGGCAGCCCUUCAAAUAUUUGAAGAGAGCUCUCAUAGCACCUCUCAGUCUUCUCCUCUCCAGGCUAAACAGACCCAGCUCCCUCCCUGGGCCCAUGCUCACCAGGGAUCAGAAGCCAGCCCAGAUCCUGCCUGGCAUCCUUGAGAGAGACACAUUUUUUGCACCCGUGCUUUCCUUCGAAACAUCUCUGGUGCACAUUAUGCCUUAAAGCAGCAGUAAACUGCCUCUUCCCUUUCUCCGCAGUUGCUCCUGCAGCUGUAAAAGGGGGCUAAUGGACAUUUCCCUGGUAGCUGUCCAGCUUUUGCAAAACAAAAGUUAGCAAGUGAGCCCAUAAAUGUCCCAGCUGGACCGAUUGUGCAAGAGCAGCCAUGGUGGCAGCAGGAACCUGUCGGGCAACCAGAUUUUUUUCUUUUUAAAGAGCUGGUCUGACUUUGGAAUAGGUGGGUGGGGCCAGCUGGUUCUUUGCAUCCAGGAUCCAAGAAGCAGAGGCUCAAACGAUCCCUAUUUUCCAGUCGGUUGCUGGCCAGGUUUUUGCCUUGUGGGGCACACAUUUCAAAAAUGUUGAUGCCUGCCAGGAUGGGGGGGGGGAAGGCUUUUUUUUGCAGCCUAAGAGCCACAUUUUUCUGGGCAACCUCCCAGGGGCCAUAUGACAGGACAAGUGCAAAAGUGGGAGGAGCAACAUAUGCAGAUCUCACCUUUGUCCAGCAAGCUGGCUUUUUUACACCCACACACCCAAACCCACACACCCCUCCCUCCCUCUCUGCCCUCCAUGCAGGCAAGCAAGAGGCCUGAUCAGAGCUCAAGGACAAAUCCCAGCCAGGCAAGACCACUCAAAGAAGGUGUGAAGCAGGGCUGGUAGGGGUGUGUGGCCUGCAGAGGGCCAUGUAGAGCAGCUUGAAGAGCCACAUUUAGCCUGAAGUUCCUCUCCUCUGCUAUGGGAAUAUCUGUGAUACGGUUCUCUCGAUGCCUUCCUGUAGGUGCAUAGACAGAAGUUAGAUAUCUGAUGCUGGCUGAGACCGAUCUUGGCAGGAUUAAUAACUUUGAGCUCAGUGGAAAUGCGAUGUACAUGUUUAGCGAUCAGCACCAAACCAGCCUUUCCAUGGACAAAUCGGUGAAGGUGAGGGCUUCAAUGGCUACUGUGAGAACAGGAUGCUGCUGGUGGACUCUCCUUCAUUGGAGGUUUUCAAAGAGAGGUUGGAUGUCUUGUCUGUCAAGGAUUUUUUUCCACUGCGAUUCAUGUGCUGCCAGGGGUUGGAUUCUGCCAUUCUACGCUUCUGUGGAAACCAGAUCCACAGAGAGCAGUGCAAUUCGGUGCAUGCUUGAUGUGGGAGUGAAUCCUGUUGAAUACAAUGUGGGGCUCACUUCGGAUGUAAGGCGAGGCAUAGGACUGAACCACCCAUGUUUGAGACGUGUUACGUUGUGCCGCCCUUGGGUGUCCUGCUCCUGCUUUUAAAGCUGCUGGAGAAGAGCGAGCAAAUGCAGAGUAGAGCAGGUGGAGAAGAGCCAUUUGCCGUGUGCACAUGGGAAGAGCGAGGGGCUUAAGCAGAGACCCCGAGCAUUAGGAUCAGGCAUUGCAUACUUGUUUGUGUCUGCACACAGGUGGCUAUUUCAUAGGAUUCCUAGGAAGCUGCCUUAUAACAAAUCAGAUCAUCGGUCCAUCUAGCUCAGUAUUGUCUAUGUCAGUGUUUCCCCAACUUGGGUCUUGAGCUGGUUUUUUGGACUACAGUUCCCAUCAUCCCUGACCACUGGUCCUGCUAGCUAGGAAUGAUGGGAGUUGUAGUCCAAAAAAAUAGUUGGAGACCCCCAAGUUUAGGAGACACUGGUCUGCACCAAUGAGCAGCAGUGGCUCUCUCCAGAGUUACAGGCAGGUCCAUUGGUGGGGAUUGAACUGGGGCUUUCUGCAUGCAAGGCAGGUUCUCAACCACUGAGCCACAGAGCCCUUCCCUUAAGGCUUUAGUUCACUAGGUCUAACUCCCAGGCAAGUGUGUAUAGGAUUGCAGCCUCAAGGGUGCUUUCAGUCAUGGGGAAUAUUGCAUUAGUUUUCCUAUAAUUAUAAUGCCGUUACUUCUGUCCCGUUUUCUAAUGUUCCUUUCACACUGCAGUACUUAUUGUGUUAUGGAACUCUGGCUUUUUCACCCAUAUACCGGCAUGUUGAGCUCAGACCAACAGCAAACACUGGCAAUGUCACUACACACCCAUCCUUUCCGCACAGCCUGCUUCUGUUCCUCCAUGAAAACAGGAAGAAAAAAACCGCAUGCCAGUAUACCUGCCUAAAUUUUGUCACUUUACUCCUGUGAUUUACUCCUGGGUCAAGGGGGCUGCAAAUGAUUCCCCCCUGGAAUGAAAUAAUGCAGAAAUGAGCACUAAACAUGCACCAUAUUCCAUUUAGUUUUUUGGAUUUUAUAUCAUCUGAAAGCUCAGAUGCAGUGCAGAAAUUAGCAGGGAAAUGGGGGGGGGGGGCUGCUUUGCGAAUGCAACCUUAGGGCUCUUCCACACUUCUCCACGCUUUCCAGGUCCAGGUCCAAGUGGAUUUUUUCUUGUCGUGGCAUUUUCUUAGGAAAACCCACAUUGUACCCACUUAUCCACAUUUACCUUUUGCCCCACUCUUUCCACACAGAGCUCUGCACUUUAAUGCUCAGCAUCCAAGUGUGGUUUUGCUUUGCCCCAGGUUUUCCCAGCAAAAACCCGCUCUUUAAAGAUGAUCGGAGCAAACAGCUAUUUGGGUUUCCCAAAGAUUGAUGUUUGCUCCGAUUGAGCGUCAAUGAUCAGGUUUUCACAGGGAAAACUCAGGGCAACAAACAUGCUCAGACAUGGAGUUUUAAAUUGCUGGUCGUCCCUGGAAGGAGUAGCGGAAGGGUAAGUGUGGAUUAUCCAUGGAAAACCCAAUUGCCGUUUGCUCCAGUUCAUUGGUAAAAUGAGGAUUUUUUGGGGGGGGGGGGAGCGUCAGGAUGAGAGAGGAAAAAAACCCUUAGAUACAGAACAGGAAAGCCUGGAUCUGUGCCUAGAAAUGCAGUACAAAAUGAAGUUUGGAUUAGCACUUAGUGCUGUAAAAAUGAGUGGGCAACCUGAGGCCAAAGGGCAGUAGCCAUCGGCCUAAUUUCAUAUGGGAGCAAAAGCUUGCAAGAUGUUCCACAAGGCGUCCCCAGAAGGUGCAAAAGAAAAAAAGAAAAGAAAAGCAGUGAUUUUUCAGGGACAGGGUCCUGGGUAAAUGGGGAUGGUUUAAAGGGUUUGCGUGCACCAGGCUCAUCCUGCCAUGGCUUCGUGCCUUGGGCCUCCUGCUGCUCCCUGGGUGAAGUGAAAGUUGUUUUGCAAGCCAGGAGUGCAAUUUCCGCCCGCUCGCCAUCCCAGCCCUGCUAGCUGGUGGUGACUCUCCCCUGCCCAGCCGGUUCUCUGGGCUUGUUCCUCGGGGACCAGGUUCUCAUUAAAGAGGGUGGCAACCCUGUGAUUCCUCAGCACUGGGCACGGUGCCCAGGAAGAGCUUUGCAGUCCCAGUUCCCCAAACCGCCACCCUGUCCUCAAAAAAAUAAAAAAUAAAAAAAUGCACUGGGGUUAGGUGGUUGGGGGAGAAAUCACCACCCCUUCUGAUGGUGGUGGUGUUGGAUUCUAAAUCCCAGGCAUGGGCCCCCUGUUCCACUGUGACGCUGGAGUGCUUAAUUCUGGAAGCUUGGUUAUAAUUGCUGCUUCCCUACCUUAACUUGUAAUCAAUACUUAAGUGCUGCCUGGUGGCUAAAUCCAUUCGGAGCAUAAAUACGGAUGUUGAUGGUAGUAAAUAAAUUAAUUAGGGAUGUAAAAAUGCUGUCCAUUUCAAAUUAAAUCAGGCUCCGCCAAUCUGGGUGCCCUGCAGAUGUUUUGCACAGCGACUCCCAUCAGUUGCAGACAGUGCACCCAUUUUAGACUGCAACAUCCAUCAGGCCCAGGCAGCAUGAUGGGAGUUGUAGUUCAAAACAUCAAGAUGGGCACCAGGUUGGCGAAGGCUGGUUUAAAGAUUCCCCAUGAGCCUUCCGGAACCAGCUGGCAGGAGAAAACAGCGAAGCACAGCCUACCUCUUUCUCGCCUGUGUAGGUUUCCUGCCUUCAACUCCUUUUGGACAGCGUGAAAUUUGAUUUCCCCCCUGCUCCUCCACACCUUUCCAAGCCCUCCAGCAGUAAAUGUAAGGCCCAAAGCCAACGAAAGUUGGUUGUACUCAGAAAACCUGCAAGCUAGCCGUGACUAGAUCACAAAGGAUAGGUGAGGCCGAAGCACUUUAUGCCCGAAAAAGAACCUUCAUGUCCAGAGGCGACUAGUCUAUCUGUGAAUAUCAGUUGCCGAAGGAAAAACAGUAGCGGAAGGUUCCUCGUUUUGUGACCCGGCUUGGGGCUUCUAUACAACAUCUGUCUGGACACUGUUGAAAGCAGGAUGUUUAGACAGGGUUAAGACAGCGGGUGGGGAAUGUUUUGCAGGGCCGCAUUCCCUUCCAGGCAGCCUCCUGAGAGCCACAUGCCAUUGGUGGGUAUGGCCAGAGACAACAGGGGUGGAGCAACAGAUGCAAAUGUAUCUUUGUACAGUAGGCUUGUGUCUGUAGAUAAAUACUCACACCUCUCUAUCCUCCAUCUGAAUGAGCAAAAGGGGUUAUCAGGAUUCAGGGGCACAUUCCACCAUUCAAGGAGGGUGUGCCAGGAGCUGGCUUGACUGGGAAAGGUGUCAAGUCCUGAGGGCCAGGUAGAGAGACUUGGUAAGCUCCCAACCCUUAGAUGAGGUGAGAAAUUCCUCCUGGACAGGGCUAUGAGCAGCUAGUGUGGUGUAGCGGUGAGAGUGUCAGACUAGGGUCUGGGGGACCAGGGUUCGAAUCCCCACUCGGCCACGAAGCUCACUGGUGGUUGACCUUGGGCUAGUCACUGUCACUCUCAGACGGAGCUACCUCACAGGGGGACAAAAUGGAGAGCAAACCUAUGUACACUUCUUUGAGCUCCUUGGAGCAAAGAAGGUGGCUAUAAGAGUCAUAAACAUUGCUCAGGCUAGCUAAAUAGGAGAGGGUGGGUGGGUGGGGCCUUGUUUUGUACUCUUCACAGAAGCAUCUGGCUGCUGUUGGAAAAUAAUAAAUAAUGGUGGUAACAACAACUACUACUAAAUAAAUAAUUUCCAUUUAUAUAGCACACUUUAUCAAAAGAUCUCAGUGCAGUGUACAACAUUAGAAACACAUUAUAAAACAACAAUUAUAAAAACAUAGCAGAAACAUAGUAAGAAGCAUACUGGCGGACAGUUCUCUGGGAGUGUUAGAAUGAGAAGAUGAGCUCCGUGAGGCUCAGAUAGUUUGGAUGGUUCUUGGGAGAAGAGCUUAAAUGAUCCAGGCACUGGGGGCGGUGGGGAGGGGCACUUUAAGCAAACCACCUUGAAGCCGGCAGAGGAUAGAAAUCAAUAGCAUAGCCAGGCACCUCAGCCACAAAGGUCAAGUGCUUGCGUGCUAUUUACCUCAUCAUCUUUUCUUUAGUAAUGACCUGGCUUCCGGGCACGAGAAGGGAGCAGAGGCUGAGUCAGUCCAGCCCGGGCGCUGUAUUGGUGCUCAGAUCCUGCUUUGUCAACGGAUAUACUUGGUGGCCUCAGGCCAACUGUUCCGCUUCAGCCUUUCCUGUUUGCAAGGUUGGAGUAAGGGGGCUAAUGACAGUGGCCUGCCUUACACGGUUGUUGUGAGGAUUCCAAGGCAAUGUCUAUGCAGCGCUUUGAUCGAUUCUAAAAUAGCACUUUAUUCUUUUAUUGAGCUUUGCAAGAAACCUCCCCACCGUUAAUUUGUCUAAUGGCAGUGAUGGGGGACCUCAGGUCCGGGAGUCAAAUGUAGCCCUUCAAGUCUCUCUGUCUGUCUGGCCCCUGGGCCAGGCCACACCUCCUCUUCCUCACCCAUCUCCAAUUAUUCUGCCUGGCCAGACUGUGUCCUUAACUGUGGUCCACAAUGCAAAGAGUCACCUAUGUUGCCCCAAUCACCAUUGGCACAUGCUCCCCCCCGCCCCAGGUUUCUACUAGAGAAUAUGGUCCUCAGGCUGAAAAAGGUUCCUAAACCCUAGUCUAAUGAAGGCUCAGCAUUGCCGUGUCCUGUAGCAGUGAGUUCCAAAGCUCUGACUCACAUGGAGAAAUCCUUUGUCAGUUUUGGUCCCACUGUCCAUCAUCUUUAUUUAAGUGACUCCCACCUCCAGUUACUGCUUUGCAACUAGGAGGUCCUGGCUGCAGAUCCCCUUUAAAUUGCAUUUUCUGCUGCAGAAAUUGUGCCACAAACUAAUAUUUGCGGAGCUUGUACCUUCUUAAGGGGGCUGACUGAAAUAGCUAAAAAAAUAAAAUAAAAAAUCCUUCAUGUUCAAUUACUGUAAAUCUUAUUUUAAAAAUUAGUGUGAUUGGGGGGAAGGCAGUAAGAGCCCUUCCAGACUGGCGGGGGCAUCUUCUGCAACAUGUAAUUGACACAAUAAUACAUUAGUGAUGGAUUUAUACUGGAUCGUCCGCACAUCAUUCCACUAUAUUGUUCUGUGAUGUUUCCCCAGUGUUACUGCAUUAUUGUCAUCUGCAGGAGCACUCUGGGACAAUAGCACAACAAAUGCUUAACAAACCCCCAACCAUUUGUGGUAUGAAAAGCUGCAAGAUUUCAGUCAGAUCGGAAACAAAGCAGUGUAAUCACCUUGAAACUUGCAGAUGCAAACAGUAUUUGGAAUCCUGUGUACAGUUCUGGUUUCCUCACCUCAAAAAGGACAUUGUAAAGUUGGAGAAGGUUUGGAAAAGGGCAACCGAAAUGAUAGAUGGGAUGGAGCGGUUCCCCUAUUAGGAAAGGUUCCAGCAUUGGGGACUUUUUAGUUUAAAGGAAAGGCACAUGAAAGGCAACGUGAUAGAAGUUUAUAAAAUUACACAUGGGCUUGAAAAAAGUGCAUAGAGAAAAGCUUUCCUCCCUCUCUCGUCACAGUAGAACCUGUGGACAUCCAGUGAAUGUUGGAAUAUUCAGGACAGAUAAAUGAAUGUAUUUCUUCAAGCAAUGCAUAGCUAAACUUUGGAAGAGAUAGAGAUAGCCACCAACUUGGAUGGCUUUAAAAGAGGAUUAGACAAAUUCCUAGAGGAGAGGGCUGUGAAUAGCUACCAGCCACGAUGGCUAUGCUCUGUUUCAACAGUUGAAGGCAGCAGUACAGUAUUUCUAAAUACCAGUUGCUGACAACCUCUGGAGGGGAGAUUUGCUCUUGUGCUUGAAUCCUGCUUGUGGUCAGUCACUGUGAGAACAGGACGCCGGACAAUAAAGCCUGAUCCAGCAAGCUCUUCUUAGCUUCUUCUUAUUGAAAGUGGGAUUGUUUAUAAUUGCCCUGAUAGCACCAUGAGCCCGAAACAGUCAUGAAGGGCUGGUGCUUAGCAACUCUUUCCUAUAUUUUGAAUUGCCAUGACUUCAUUGAGUUAUAUUCAUUGUUUUGAUGGAUUUGUUGUUAUUGCUUGCUUUAUUUAUAUAUAUAUAUGCUACUGUGCAGGGAAUGGCCAUUUUGUUUGUGUUCAAAGCUUGUGCAACGUGCAUGCCGUUUUUGGACCUGGAAGAGGGCAGAAUGGGACAGGGGCGGAACUGAGCAGGCUGGGCUUAUGUGCACCCUGCCAAUGUGUGUGAUGACCCAGAAUGCACCCCCUGCACAAAUCAGGGGUUGCCUGUAUUUGAUAUUACAGUCACAGGACCCCCCCCCAAAGUGUCCCUGUUUUCCAGGGACAGUCCUGGAUUUACAGAAGCCAUUCCAGUUUCUGAUUUGAUCCCAGAAUAUCCCGCUUUUCCUUAGGAUGUCUCUACAGUCAUACCUUGGAUCCUGAAGCCUUGGUACUCGGACGUUUUGGCUCCUGAACGCCGCAAACCCGGAAGUGAGUGUUCCAGUUUGCAAAGGUUCUUUGGAACUCGAAUGUCCAACGGGGCUUCCACAGCUUCUGAUUGGCUGCAGGAGCUUCCUGCAGCCAAUCAGAAGCCGCACUUUGGUUUCUGAACGUUUUGGAAGUCAAACAGGCUUCCGGAACGGAUUCUGUUCAACUUCCAAGGUACGGCUGUAUUUUCAUUGGAGAAACGUUGGGAGAGUAUGGAAUAGGACGUCCCUAUUUUCAUCGGAGAAACGUUGGGAGGGGACGCACUCAUCGCAGUGGAAAAGCAUCUGGAAAAGCAGAAGGCAAAUAUUAAAUUGCAUCAAAAGGACCCCAAGAUGGUGGUUUCAGAAAGUUCACCAUGACAUAGUUUGGAAUGUGGGACUUGGCCAGGGGCAGCGUCAGGAAGCAGUGGCAGAGGUGUCCUUUGGAAACAGCCUUUGGGAUGCAGAGCUGCUGGCGUGUCUCCCUUAAUCUAAUUCUCGCCCUCGCCCAAAAUGCCUGCCAGGGGAAAGCACUAGCUCUGCGCUUCUGAUGCAAACAGCAGCGCUGGCUGGCUGUCGACUGCCUCUCCUCCUGCUGAGCCAAGCCCUGUUCUCUGCCUCUGCCCUUCUUCGCCCAGGACUCUCCAGGAGGGAGAGGGGAGCGGAGGCACCUUUGCAUCUCCUUUUGUUUUUCCUCUGUCCCCACCCUUUUCCCUUCACGCUCUCGCUCUUUCCCUCUCCCCCUGGCUGCCUAUUGUAUGUGUCCAGGCACAUCCUCUCUCUCUCUCUCUCUCUCUCUCUCUCUCUCUCUCUCUAACCACACACAAUACCUGUUAGCAGGAGAAGCCGGAACAGGCGGUGGCUCCUGAUGCCUCCUUCCCUCCUCCUUCAGGUUGGAUGCCUGAGGCCCGGCUGGCGGUGGCAAGGCUUGCCUAGGAGUCGGUGGCACUUGCUCCCAGGGGAUCUGUAGGAACAUACCAGGCCAGUGGCCCAACUAGUCCAGCAUCCUGUUCUCACAGCGGCCAACCAAGUGCCUGCUAGUUGGCCGCUGUGAGCAACUGGUGUUCAGAACAUUGCUUCCUCUGACUGUGAGGCAGAGCACAGCCUCCAUCAUGACUAGUAGCCAUCGAUAGCCAUCUCCUCCGUGAAUUUGUCCAAUCCUCUUUUAAAGAUGUCCGAGUUGGUGGCCAUCACUGCUUCCUGCGGGAUCAAGUUCCAUAGUUUAACUAUGUUGGGGUUGCCAUAUUUCAAAAAGCGAAAAGUUGUUGAGCAAAAAUAACAGUGCCGAUAUGGAUUCCUGAUUUCCACCAGGACACUUCUUCCGACUGCAGUAUUCUGUGUAUGUCUGGGAAAAUCCGGACGUAUGGCAGCCCUAAAUUAUGUGCUGCAUGAAGAAGGACUCCAUUUCAUUGUGGGCAGGAAGGGGGUGUUUGCAUUUUGAGGCCAGGGGCUCCAGCCCAAUCUGAUGAGGCCCUGGCAUACUUCCAGCAAGGCCCUGUGGGGAUAUGUGCCCAUUCACUGUGGAUAUGUGCCUAUGCAGUGGACAUCUGUGUGGGUUGCCGGUUUUCUACCAGGCCAUGUCCAAUGUAUAUAAAGCCCUGAACAACUCUGGACCAGUUUAUAUAUGAGAUGGCCUUGGCCUUGCAUAUGUCUAUUGGGCUGCUCUGAUCUGCGGAACUGGCACUGUUACAGGGGCUACGUAAUACGUUUUUCUGCAUUUGUGAGAAAUUGAUCUUUCAGGGCUUGUCCACACUUCUGCCUGCCCCAUGCCUAGGAAGCACAGGCUGGAGUGGUCUUUCAGUCCCAUGGCUGGUACUUGGAGGUAGACUGCUUCUUGCUCUGGAGGAUCUACUUAGCUCUCAGUCAGUUUCAGCCAGUGUGACCAAGAGACAAGUAUCAUGUGAGGCAUACAGUGGUACCUCGGGUUACAAACACUUCGGGUUACAGACUCUGCUAAACCAGAAGUAGUACCUCUGGUUAAGAACUUUACCUCAGGAUGAGAACAGAAAUUGCGCGGCGGCAGUGGGAGGCCCCAUUAGCUAAAGUGGUACCUCAGGUUAAGAACUGUUUCAGGUUAAGAACGGACAGGUUACAAAUUAAGUUCGUAACCAGAGGUACCACUGUACAGUGGUACCUCGGGUUACAGACACUUCAGGUUACAGACUCCGCUAACCCAGAAAUAGUGCUUCAGGUUAAGAACUUUGCUUCAGGAUGAGAACAGAAAUCGUGCAGUCACAGCACGGCGGCAGCGGGAGGCCACAUUAGCUAAAGUGGUGCUUCAGGUUAAGAACAGUUUCAGGUUAAGAACGAACCUCCAGAACGAAUUAAGUUCUUAACCCGAGGUACCACUGUAGUCUAAAAUAGUGCUUUGUGUCUGAGCACUCCCCCGCCUGCCCACCCUGGUGCUUUCGCCAUCAAAAAUCAUUCUUUACCACUGAAUUGGAGCAAAUGGCAGUCUGCAGAAAACCCAAAUUGCUGCACUGUUAAUAGAGUGGGUUUUCCUAGGGAAAGUGGCAGAAUAAUUUAAAAAAAAAGCGGGGGGAGCUCGGACACAGAGCUUUAAAGUUCAGACCUGUGCUUAGAAAAGCGCAGGGCAACAGGUAAGUGUGGAUGAACCCUUACUUUGUAAGAAGCAGGUCCCAAACUGUUGUCUGUGGACCUCAUUCAGAUGGUCCAUGACGUGUCUGUGGAUUUGUGGUUGAAGAGCAGAGAUUGCAUCAAACAUUCCUGUUGAUUUUUAAUCACAUUACAAUUUGAAUUCAAAUUGCAAUGCAAUAUAUAAUAAAUCAAAGAAGUAAAGAAGAAAGUAGUAAAAAUAUGAUUACGGGCUUCUAGCUGUACAGGCUUUAAAGUUAUAAAUAUAUCAUUUUAAUAUCUUAUUAAAGUUAAAGAUUGGGAUUGAAAAAGUGGAAAAGAAACUGCUGGACAAACAAUUUGGAUUGGAAUACAAAAGAGGGAGGUAUGAGGAAGUCCAGAAAAUAAGUAACUUAAAAAUGGAAAUGGAAAAGAGAUAAUGUUUUUAAUUGUUAUGCUUUUUUUUUAUUUUAUUGUUGAAUUUUGUUUUGUUUUUUGUGUGUGUUGUUGUUAUAUGUAUUGUGUAUGUUUUUUUUCUCUUUCUUUGUUGUUCAAAACCUUAAUAAAAAUUAUUUUAAAAAAAAAUAAAGUUAUAAAUAUAUCAAGAUUAAGGAUUAGGAUUAAAAAGGUUAAAAGAAUGGAAAAAUUGGUUUUUAAUAGGUAAAAAUUUAAUGUUAUAAUAUAUUAAGAUUAAGGAUUGGGAUUAAAAAGGACGGAAAGAAAUUGCUGGACUAACAAACUGAAUUGGAAUACAAAAGAGGGAGGUAUGAGGAGGUCCGGGAAAUAAGUAAAUGUAAAAGAAGUGAUGAAAAGACGGAAUUGUUUUUAACUAUUUUUUCUUUUUUCUUUUUGUAUUUUGCAUUGUGUAUUUUUCCUUUUAUUUUUAAAUUCUUCUUUUUUAUUAAUGUGAUUCUUUUUUUGUGAAACUUUAAUAAAUAUCUUAAAAAAAAAAAAUGAUUACGCAGCGUCUAGCACAACACAUUAAAAUCACUAAAGCAGGCAGAAUAAUCAUCAAGUGGUCUGCCAAGACCCAAGGGGGGGGGGGGAGUUGGGGAAGUGCUGGUAUAAAGAACUUCAUGCAUUUGUGAUGGUUAAUCAAUAUUAUAGCAUUUCAAGUGUGAGGCCAAUGAUGAAGGGGUUUUGUCUCAUCGGGGAAAAGUAGUUGGGGAUUUGAAGGCUGCCACAUGUUUAUUUAUUUACUUCAUUUAUAUCCCAUCUUUUCUGGCAUUGAACUCAAGGUAGCUUACGUGGUUCCUUGCUCCCCCCCCCCCGCACUCUUUUAUUUCCCCCACCAACAACAACUCUGUGAGGUAGGUUAGGCUGAGGUGAGUUAUUUUCUCUGCACUAGCCAAAGUCCACAUAUUCUUGUAGCACUACAAGAGGUUUAAGUCCUGUAGCAUCUUCCGUUUCCGGGACAAGAAAAGCUCUCGCUGCAGCUAGCAUCUGUGUCAGAUGUUCCUUAGAUCAGAAAGCUGCUAUUUGACCAUCCCACAAGUUCAAAAGGUCAAGUUGUGGGGAGGCUGAAAUGGGGCAUUUAAAUUCUUUUUUUCUGUGUCUUCAAAAUCAUUCUAGACUUAUUCCCUUCAGAGAGCUACAGUUGUCAGAGUGGUUUUAUAACCAGUCCCUCCCCACAGGAAACUCUAGGAAUUGUAGCUUGGGGGGGGGUUCCUCCUAAGGACUUUCAACACCCUUAACAAACUACAGUUCCCAUGAUUCGUUGAGGGUAAGCCAUGACUGUUUCAAGUACAGUGGUACCUCGGGUUACAUACGCUUCAGGUUACAUACGCUUCAGGUUACAGACUCCGCUAACCCAGAAAUAGUACCUCGGGUUAAGAACUUUGCUUCAGGAUGAGAACAGAAAUCGUGCGGUGGCGGCGGGAGGCCCCAUUAGCUAAAGUGGUGCUUCAGGUUAAGAACAGUUUCAGGUUAAGAACGGACCUCUGGAACGAAUUAAGUACGUAACCAGAGGUACCACUGUAAAUGGUUAGUGCGGAUGUGGCCUAAGUAAAAAACAAAGAAACCAAUAAGUAAAUAAAUAAUACAGCAAGGCAUGUGGGUGCCCUUAGACUGCAAUCAGAGCAGCUUCCUGCCCCAACAGGCUAAAGUUGGCUGGAGGGGCAAGAGGAAAAGGAACGGGAAGGCAGGACAGCUGGCUGGAUCUGCUUUGGGGGGGGGGGGGGUUGCAGGGGAGCCGUAGCGCUGCUGAAUGGCGCUUUUCAGGUUCCAGCAUGCCGGUGUCACCUGUUGCAUCUGUGCAAGGCAUGAAAUGUCAAAGGGGGACAUGUCGCCCUUUGCCAGCCCCUCCAGCUCUGGUGAAGGCGCAGAGUCAGAGUGGGGACCGGGGCUAUGAACGUUGUCCCGCUUUGUUUCUGAAAGGAGAGGCUCCAGUUCUCAGUUUUUCCUGGAAAGUCACCCCUUUAGCAUUCCCCGAGAACUGGAGGGAAGGGAAAGGGGUGCAUGGAAGAGUUGCUCUGCACAUGCUCAGAGGCCUGCUGGUAAUCUGGCUCUUGCUCCAAGGCUGCCGCCAGCUUUGAAUGAAGAGGCUGUUGAUCCAGGUCUGCUGGGCUGCACAUGGAGCCUUGAUGUUCAUAUGCUCUCAUUGAAGGGCAUGGGCAUUAGAGAAGAGACCAGCAUCUGUUCCCCAUUCUGAGACUGGAGUUCUGGAAAACCUGUGGAGGGAGCAAAAUAUUUCCCCAUCCUUGUGCAUUCUGGUUGUUUCUGCCUAUAGGAUUUUUUAAGUUUAGAGAAAAGGCGAAAUGAUGCGCAGCAUGGAGAAAGUGGCUGGAGAAACUUUUUUCUCCCCGUCUCAUAACACUAGAAGUCAUGGACACCUCAUGAAGGUGAAUGUUGGAAGAUGCUGGAUGGAUAAACGAAAGGGCAUCUUUGCACUGCGCAAUCUAUGGAACUCACUGCCACAGGAGGCGGGCGAUGGUCACCAAGUUGGAUGACUUUAAGAGAGAACUGGAUAAAUUCAUGAAGUGAAAGGCUCACAGUGACUACUAGCCACAAUAGCUAUGCUUGUAAUGCUUCUGAACGCCAGUAAGGGAAGCCACAGGAGGGGAGAGUUGCUCUCGUGCUCGAAUCCUGCUUGGGGGCUUCCCAUAAUGGGCAUCUCUGCUUAGCCCACUGCAAACAGGAUGCUGGACUCAAUGGGCCAUUGACCCGAUCUAGCAGGCUCUUUUACUUUCCUUAUGCUGCCAUUCAGUCCCAGCCAGCAUGGCUGAAAAAUGGCAGUGCUGACUGGAAUGGAUGGGGGGAGGAAUUUCAAAACAAGCUGGAAGGCCGGACAAGGCCACUGACUAAAUUUCACCCAAUUUUAACAUGGAGACCCACCCCACCCCUGAAGGCAAACUCAGGGACAGGGAUAUUACUAGGUUACCACCAAUACCCCUUGAAAAAGAAGGAAUGCCCGUGGCAAAUUUACAAAUCACCUAAAACGUACGAAGUGCUGUAUGUAGAUUAGAAGCACAAAACUCACUGCCUACAUUCUAGGCUGAAAGACCUUCAGUCCCUGUCUACAUAUUAUUAGGAGUCUGGUUUCCUUCCUUCUAGCAGACAUUGUACUUCUUUCUCCUCCUCCUCUCUCUCUGUCUUGGGACAUCUCUUCCUUUGGUAUGGUAGCCAGACUGGUUUGACAGUCACUCCUUCUCACAACUGAGUCCUGGCUGAGAUGUAAAGUUUUGCAGGGAGGUGUGUGUGUGUUAGUAGUUCUUUUUAACAGAUGAUUUUUUUAGCACAUGCUCCAAACCAUUUGCAUAUUUUUGGGGCGGUGGUGGUGAAUGUGACAAUUAUCCUGGUACAGUAUAGAACAAAUCAAAAACUAGAAGCGUAGAUAUAGGACACUUUCGCACCAUACACGCAAAGUGAUGCCACUUUUAAGAGCCCAUGGCUUCCCCCCAAAGUAUUCUGGGAGCUGUAGUUUAUUAAGGGUACUGAGAGUUGUGAAAAGGACCCUGUUUCCCUCAGAGAGCUACAGUUCCCAGAGUUCCCCAUGUGGAAGCAGUGACUUGUUAAACCACUCUGAGGACUGUAGCUCUGUUAAGGGAAACAGGGUCUUCAUAACAAUUCUCAGCACCCUAAACAAACUACAGCUCCCAGAAUUCUUUGUGGGAAGCAAUGGCUGUUUAAAGCGGUAUCGACAUAGCUCUUUAAAUGUUUGUUGUGGAUGUGGCCAUACCCUCAUUCUCCUUCCCACUCUUCCUAUUUCUUACCCGCCAUAUGGCCGACAAAUUAGGUAGUGUAAGGCCCCUUCCAGCUCUCUGAUGCUAUGAAGCCUCCUUGGGUGGCCUGGGACACGUCACUUGGCCUGACCUCCCUCGCAGGGAUAGCGCGAGAGAUAAGAGCAGCUCGUAACCCGCCCAGAGCCCUCAGGCCAGGGUGGGAGAAGGAUAUUCUCUGCAAAGGCUCCAUAUCAACUUCCCUGCAGAGGUUUUCAUUGCAGGUUUUCUGGAGUUUGCAUGGGAGUUGUGGGCUGGGGGGUGGGGGAGUCAUGAUCACUGCCCACCCUCCCUCUUUCUCUCCAGCCUCCUUGUUUUCUCCUCCUUCUUAAGUUAUUCUGCUGAGACACGCUCUCUCCCUCCCAAGGGAAGCGUCUCCCUGCCCUGGCUGGAAUGUUCCCAUGAGGCAACCAACCUCAGAGUUGCGUGCCCAGGAGAGCUGCUCCUGCGUGCUUGUCAUGCUUUUUUGCGAUAGCAUCUCCCAGAGUUGGCUGGGCCUGACUCCAGCGUCGGGAGAUUUCCGCCUUCCUCACUUUCCUUUUGGCCUCUUGUUUAUUUACUUCAUAAAAUUUGUACGCCGCUGGGUUGUCAACAAAACCAGAAAGUGGUUGUCAAAGAGAAAAAUGUGGGAGAAUAUUGCCUAAUAGAAAGUAGAAUCGUAGAUUCAUAGAAUUGUACAGUUGGAAGGGACCCUGUGGGUCAUCUAGUCCAACCCCCUGCAAUUGAGGAAUCUCAGCUAGAUCGUACGUGACAGAUGGACACCCAACCUCUGCUUAAAAACCUCCAAGGUAGGAGAGUCCACCACCUAUGGUAGAAGUGUGUUCCGCUGUCGAACAGCUCUUACUGUCAAGAAAGUUCUUCCUGGUGUUUAGUUGGAAUCUCUUUUCUUGUAACUUGAAUCCAUUGGUUUGAGUCUUAGACUCCAAAGCAGGAGAAAACAAGGUUGCUCCAUCUUCCAUUUGACAACCCUUCAGAUAUCUGAAUAUGGCUAUUAUAUCUCCUCUCAGCCUUCUCCUCGCCAGGCUAAACAUACCCAGCUCCCUCAACCGUUCCUCACAAGGCUUGGUUUCCAGACCCUUGAACAUCUUGGUUGCCUUCCUCUGCAUAUGUUCCAGCUUGUCAAUAUCCUCCUUAAGUUGUGGUGCCCAGAACUCCACAGUACUCCAGGUGUGGCCUGAGCAAGGCGGAAUAGAGCCGGACUAUGACUUCCCCUGAUCAGGACACUAUACUUCCAGACCCUCCAAGUGUCCCUAUGUUCCAGGGACAGCCCUGGAUUUCCAGAAGCCAUCCCAGUUUCUGAUUUGAUGCCAGAAUGUCCCACUUUUCCUUAGGAUGUUUCUAUAUUCAUUGGAGAAAUGUUGGAGGGUAUGGAGUUAUGCGACCCCUGAACCAAGGAGACAAGUAACUACACAACCUUUAGAAGGCAUCUGAAGGCAGCCCUGUAUAGGGAAGUUGUUUUGAUGUUUAAUGUUUCAUUAUGUUUUUAUACAUGCUGGAAGCCGCCCAGAGUAGCUGGGGCAACCCAGUCAGAUGGUCAGGAUAUAAAUAAUAAAAUUACUAUCAUAUCAUCAUCAUCAUCAUUAUGAUGGACAAGAAUGUCCCUAUUUUCAUCAGAGAAAUGUUGGAGGGUAUGUACUUCUGUUGAUGCAGCUUCCUAACAAUUCUCAGCCCCCUUAAGAAACUACAGUUCCCAAGAUUCUUUGGGGGAAAGAAGCCAUCACUGUUUAAAGUGGUAUCGCAGCUCUUUAAAUGCAUGGUGUGAAUGUGGCUUUUGCUCAGGCUCUCAUGUUCGUUUGGAGCAUUCAGAUGUGGCUUAUUCCACCCAAAGCGAUUCCUCUCUUCUCCCAAGUUGGAGCAGAGGAUGGUGGGGUUCGUGGACCCAGGCCUGACUCAGCACAAGGCGCAGCGUCACAGGCUGCCUCUAUCCUGAGCUGGCGGUUGUGAUGAUUUAACUUUAUUACAUUCCCCCCCAUGGGCACUUCUCCUAUAAACACGCAAAGAUAUCAGGGCAGGCGGUGCACAUUUUGCUGACAUACGAAAGACUGCUUUGGGGAGCCAGCUGAACUUGUUUGGCUCCUCUCCUUCUGCUCCCCCCACCCCUGCCGCACCGCCUCACUUUAUUCCUUUUGGUUUCCUUUCUGAUGUUGUUAACAGCUUCCUUGUUUGCUGCCUGGCCACAGUUACACUUCCUUGCCUAGCUAGUAUUUCAGAACCCUGAGCCUUCUUUGCAGAAAAUAUCAGGUGCACUCCGCUUGCUGGGAGUCACCACAACCAGGCACCAUCAACAGGCAGGGUGGGGCAUUUGCUGGGGGCCAGAGACGGCUAAGGACCCCACCAUUGAUCCUUUGCCUUCAGCUUGCCUUCUCAUUAGCUGUGGUUCCUGCAUUGCAAGGGGUUGGUCUAGAUGGCACUCAGGGUCCCUUCCAACUCUAGAAUUCUAUGAUUCUAUUUUUUUUUUUUUAAAGCAAUUUAUUGGAUUUUACAAUAAGAAUAAACAUAGUAAACAAUAUAACAUUUGUCUUAACAUAGUUUCACAUUUUCUUUGGACUUCCUCACAUCUCCCGCUCCCACUUUCAUCGUUAUAACAUUUUGUCAGCAAUUUAUCAUCUUAUUCAAAUUCUUAUAUCUAGAAUUCUAUGAUUCUAAUGCACGUGUGUCUGAGUUCUGAACACCUGCCUUUUCCAGCUUGAAAUGUUUUUCCUCCCUCUCUCAUGACAGUAGAAUUUGUGAGCAUCCACUCAAUGACACUGGGUGUUGUAAGGUUCAGGAAAGAUAAAAAGAAAGGACUUCUUCACACAGUGCAUUGUUAAACUGCGGAACUCGCUUCCACAGGAGGCAGUGAUGACAGCCACCAACCUGGAUGGCUUUAAAAGAAGAUUGGACAAAUUCAUGGAGGAGAAGGCUAUCCAUGGCUACUAGCCAUUAUGGCGAUGUUCUGCCUCCACGGUCGCAGGCAGAAAUGCUCCUGAAUGCCAGUUGCUUGAAAACUCAGAUGAUCUUGUCCUCCAGUCCUGCUUGUGGGGUUUCCCACUGGGGCAUCUGACUGGCCACUGUGAGAACAGGAUGCUGCACUAGAUGGGCCAUUGGCCUGAUCCAGCAGCCUCUUCUGAUGUCCUUAUGAACCUGUACACCAAUUGGAUCAUCCUGGAGGCCCUGCUUCAGGUCCCUUUACCUUCAGAACCUAGACGGUUGGAGAACAGGGUCUUUUCUGUGCUGGGGCUGCAUUUUCUUAAAUUUAGAGUUUUAUCUAGAAGUUGAGAAAUUUUUAUUUUUAUUUUUACAGGCUUCCCUAGGAGGAUGAGUGGGCAGUUAGCUGCUUUUGUUUACUGAGAACUACUUUAUAUGGUUUUUAACUUGUUUUUUUAUUGCUGUAUACUGCUGUGGUGUUUUGUAACGUUUUAGUGGCUUAUAAGUAUUCCAAAUAAAGAUAAAAUAAAAAAUAGGCGCAAUCCUUCCACAGAGACGUUUCUUUGGUCCCUGUCAUUGUUGAAGCACCAGGCACAAACAAUUUUAUUUUAUUAUGCCUUUGGUACGAGUUUCUGCUCCAGAGCCUGAGUCUGCAGUGACUUAUUUGUUGCCUUUACCGUACACCCCACCUUCUUCUCCAAUGAGUGGCACACGUGCUUCUCCCCUUUCCUCAUUCAAUCCCUACAACAACACUGUGAGGUAAGUUACACUGAGAGGCAACAUCUGGCCUAAGGUUGACCAGUGAGCUUCGUGGUGGCCGAGUAGGAAUUUGAACCCUGGUCUCCCAGGUCCUGGUCUAACCAUUACACCACACUAUCUCUCACUGGUUCUUGGCUGCUGUUUGACUGUAUUUGGUGCCGUGGAUUGAUUCUGAGGUGUUUAUGUAGCUUGCAGCAGUUGACUUUGUUGUUUGGUGUGUAAACUGCUCUGAACAUUGACACGCAAUUGCCUCUCGUCGAUUGGAAAGCCAAAAGCCUGCCCUUUAGAUUGAAGAAGUGUUUGGAAUACACAAUUGUCAGCAGUUGAUGUGUGUGUGGAGUGGCAGGCUGAACAUGGCCUUAGUAGUGUUCGUGCGCAUGUGCUUACAUGCUCAAGACAAGAGAUGGCUGUCCAAUUGGCUACUCAGAGAUUUGACUUCUAGAGACCCAGAGAACCUGGAAUUCCCCAAAGGGCAGGAACACAGGGGCAUUGGAAGCUACCUUAUACCGAGUCAGGCCAUCAUUGGUCCAUUUAGCUUAGCAUUGUCUACACUGAUUGGCCCCAGCUGCCCAGCGUUUCAGACCAAGAGUCUCUCUCAGUCCAUAUCAAACAGCAAUAUUUCUCCAGCAGCUACAGGAUCCCUGUGGGUUGUGGCUAAUGUCGUGUGUACUUGGUUUAGAAUCUUACAAUUGAAAGGUAUCCCCAAAAUUGCUUUCAUUCCAAAACAAUUAAUUACUGACUGGCGGGGAGAGUUUUACAGUGAUCCAUGGGCCCAUAACUGUCUCUGGUAAAUGCACAGCCCUAAUGUACAUCACUAAAUAAAAUUUGAGCAAACACCCACCUGCCCAGAUUUUCUCCCAAAUUCUCCGGGGGGUCCCAGAAGUGCUUCCCAGCAACUGCCCCACCCUUGCAGUCCCCACCCCCAAACCAUGGACUAGGAAGGGCACACACAAGUAACAGGGUUGUGAGGCACUUUGUAAAUUAAAAGGGCAGGGACAUCAAUGCUGAAUAGGUGUGGUGGAGUGUGCAUGAGAGGCAUUACAUCAGUAGCGUUAAUUCUCCUUAAGACCAGGCUUGACGUUCAUUAAGGAGGGGGGCGGUAUUGUUUUCAGGGCCCCAGCUCCUAUUGUUCUGGCCCAUACAUUUUUUAAACCCACUGAAGUUCUCUCUCUCUCUCUCUCUCUCUCUCUCUCUGUGUGUGUGUGUGUGUGUCUAUUUCAGAAAGAGAAGUAUUUGUGGAAUCUGAUUGAGUCAAAUACAAACCCGCAAAGGUACAACAGAGAAAGUGUAUAAAGAGAAGUUCCCCUCACUCUCUCAUAACACUAUAAUUCGUGGACAUCCAACGAAGCUGAUUGUUGGAAGAUUUAGGACAAAUAAAAGGAAGGACUUCUUCACACAGGGCACAGUUAAACUAUGGAAAUUGCUCUCGCAGGAGCCACCAAUUUGGAUGGCUUGGAAAGAGGAUUAGAUCAGUCAGAGGCGGAAAUGCAUCUGAAUACCAGUUGCUGGAGGCUUGUGUUCAGGUCCUGCCCAUUGGGGCAGCUGUUUGGCCACUGUGAUAACAGGAUACAGUACUGACCUGGAUGAGCCACUGGCCUCAUUCAGCAGACUCCUCCUAUGUUCCUAUGCUCUUAGGUUGUACUGCAGAGAUAAGUCUUCUGUGCUGUGAUUAUCUUGUGCUCGCAGGGACCCCAGGUUAUUUUUUUUAAAAAUUAAGUAAACAAUGGAGCAUCACCAAACCACAUGAAAAUGGUUCCCCCCCCCACCUCCAGCAUAAAACCCUCCAGCAAGACAGCCAAGAUUUCUGCACUCUCUCUUUUCCGCCCCCCUACUGUGUGUUUUUCAUGAUUUGGGAGCAGAGGGGUGGCAGGAUGGGGAGGGGGGCUCACUUGAAACAAACGGGUGAGUUCAUCCUCUCCACCAAACCGCCUACCCACCCACUGCGCCAAUGCCUGCAUUGUGUGCCCUCUGACGAUGAGUCAAUGGAAUUGGGGAUUUAGAGGGCUUAAGUCUCAUAAUUAAUGUAAACUUUGCCUCAAACGGUUGGCAGUCACCGUGCCCCCCUCUCCUGGGGGUUUUCUAAGCUUCCCUCUAUUGUUUUCUGGUCCUUCCCAAGAGGCCUUGCUCCCUUCUCCCCACCUCACUUAUUUCCAGCUGGCGCUCGGGGCUGUUGCGAUAAAACUGAUAUCAGAUACAGCUUUUCAGACUCUCUGUGCCUGCUGGGGCAACAUGUACUUCCCCCAAAGAAUAGAGACAAAUGUAAGGCCCAACACUUACGUAUGAAUGAUCAGAUGGGGACAGAGGGCCCCUGGCUUGACAGCAGUUGGUGUGAAAAGCAUCCAGGGGUCUUUGAGGACGACAGGUUUAAUAUGAGUCAACAGUGUCCAAAGCUUGGGACACUACAUCAAAGGCUCAAGAUGAAUAAUAAGUAUAAUAAUAAAUUGGCAGUUCUAACAACAGAGGGGUUAAGGAGUGGCGACUGGGGCCUUUGAAUUUAUGCAUAUAUGAUCUGGAGCAAGGGGUGAGCAAAUAAGCUGGCUAUGUUUACUGCCUACUACGCUGCUGGAGCAAGAUGAUGAAGCUUCUGGAAAUCAAGCCUUAUGAGGAACCGUUGAGGGAAUUGGGUAUGUUCAUCCUGGUGAGGAGGAGGCUGAUAUAAAGACCUGAAGGGCUGGCACAUGGAGGAUGGAGCAAGCUUGUUUUCUGCUGCUCCAAUGGUAGGACCCAAACCAAAGGAUUCAAACGACAAGAAAGAUUUCCACUAAACCUUGGGAAGAACUUCAUGAUGGUAAGAGGUGUUCGACAGUGGAACCGACUCCCUGGGAAGGUGAUAGACUCUUCUUCCUUGGAGGUUCUUAAGCAGAGGUUGGAUGCCCAUCUGCCAGGGAUUAUUUAGCUGUGAUUCCUGCAUUGCAGGGGGGUUGGGCUAGAUGACUCUUGGUGUACCUUCCAGCUCUACAGUUCUACGAAUUCUGGGAGCUGUCCUUUGUUUAAGGGUGCUGAGGCCCCUGUUACCCCCCAAGAGCUCAAAUUCUCUUAAGAGGUUUAACGGUCUGUCCUUCUUCCCAGGGAAUUCUGGGAAUUGUCCCUUUGUACAGCAGGCAGUGGGUUCGUGCUGACAACCUGCGCCCACCUGCCACUUACAGACCCUGGUCUGGACCCUGAAGAAUGAGCAUGCUGGCAACUCUCUGUAAAGAAGAGCAACAAGGCAUCCUAUAGUUUAGGGGUAAAUGGGGAGAAUGGAUUUUCUUGGCUUAAAGAUAAGGGAUACCACAGGGACUAUCUUUGGUCUGGGUUGGAGCAUAUGGGGCACUUAUUGGAAGAUCGGGGCUGGAGAGCCCAGGAUCAUAUCUCUGUGUGUGUUUUUGUGCUGAGGGUGGCACUUUGCCAGCUGUAGAAGAAGCAUGGAGCUGUGAGGGUCAUUACAGCAAAUAUAAGAACAGAAGAUCGGACCUGCUGGAUCAGACCAAAGGCUUAACUAUCUAGCAUCCUGUUUCCUACUGGGGCAGUGAAGGUUGGUGCCCAUUAGGAUGGGUGACGUGGAAGGCAAGAACCAGAAGUCUGGAGGCAGAGCCAGCUAGUCCUGGUUUUUGUCCUCCUCCUCCUCCAAUUCCCUGCUGAGUUCUAGGAGGGCAACACUGAGACCUUAAAUGCCGCAUUUGCACCAUAUGUUUAAAGCACUAUGAUCCCACUUUAAGUGGUCAUGGCUUCCUGCAAAGAAUUCUGGGAGCUGUAGGGUCCUGAGAGUUGCUGGAGGCCCCUAUUCCCCUUGCAGAACUACAGUUUCUAAAGUGGUUUAACAGCCAAUCUCUCUUCCCAAGAAAUUCUAGGAAUUGUAGCUCUGGGUGGGGAAUUGGGGGGGAGGGUCUCUUACCAUCUCUCAGCACCCUUGAACAAACUACAACACAUCCAAGUAAUCAGCAGCAACACUAUUGGCAACCUCCUGGUCAGUUCUGACCUCAUCAAUGCAAAUGUGACGUUAGGAUUUUGCCCCAGUGUGCGUCAUUUAACACUUAUUUGCACUGAACCACAUGUGCCAUUUAAUGCCAUUGAAGAUUUUGAUGUUCUUUAUAAACUUGUUUUGUAAUUAUCACCCCGAAUAACUGGAUGUCACCAGCAAACUUAGCCACCUUAUUGCUCACCCCUCACUCCAGAUCAUAUAUGCGUCAAUUCAAAAGCUCCAGUCGCCACUCUGUUGCGAGAACUGCCAGUUUACGAUUAUACUUAUUAUUCAUCUUGAGCCUUUGAUGUAGUAUCCCAAGCUUUGAAUAUGCGCCCCCAUUACAACAACCCUGUAGUGUAGGCCAGUAAUGCUAGGUGGAAGCCCGAAUGGUGCCUGAAUAGGGUGCUUCAGACUUCUCACUCGACUCCUCCCACCCCAUGACUAGAAAAAAUACCACGCAGAAGCCCAAUUAUGGAGACAUGCCUCAGUUGCAUAUGCAAAACCCAGGGUUUCAUAGGCUCCAACUGUCCCAGUUUACAAUUCCUGUUUUCUUCUACCUUCCCCAGGGAAAUUACUACGUCUUGUAUUGUCCUAAUUUCUGCCUUUGGGGAUUGCUUUAUUUGAAAUGUUGAUUAGUUGCUAGUGUGGUCAUUCGGCUCAUCCUCGUAGAUAGGUGGAUUCAUUAUGUCUCUCUAAUGUGCAUCCGUGUUUUGAAAUGCAUGAGUGCUAAAGGCGCCAGGCAAUGCACACCCGUUCAACUGCUGUGGGAGGCUUUGAAAGAGUCAUAACUUACUGUAGGGCAAUUAUUUCCAUAGCAGCCUUCCCCAACUUAGUGCUCUCCAGAUGUUUUGGACUCCAACUCCCAUCAGCCCCCAGCCAGUGUGACCAUUUUGGACCACAACUCCCAUCAGCCACCACAGCCAUUUCAUGUCCAUCGCCUAGCUUUUCAGAAGAACACAGUACAGAGUCUUCAAGAAUAACCCUGUUCCCAUGUCUACAAGUGAACAAUUAAUGUUCAUGACAGGGAGGAAAUUAUUAUUCAGUCAGUCAGUCAGUCAGUCAGUUUCUGUCCCACACCAUCAUAUAGGUCUGGUUACAAUACAAAAAACACAGCACCAUAAAAAAAAAUAGCAAUUAGAACUGUGUGUUCUAGUUCAAAACUGUAUUUUUAUAGCAGGCUGCUGAAUCUCAGAGCCCUCAAGAACCUUGGGCAAAGAGAUGGUGUCUCUAAACCGUGCUGAAAGAUAGGCAUGGAAGGCACCGGAUGCACCUCUGACUGGCAGGCAGCACCCAGCCUGACCCUACAGGAUGUGGGGAGGACGUUGACUUUAAGAUGGAAUUAGACAAAUCCAUGAAGGACAGGCUUUUUAGUGCCUUGUGAGCCGUCAUGGAGCUUCCAUGUUCAAUAGCAGUGUAUCCCUGAACACCAGUAAUUGGGGAUCAACCCUAGGGGACAACCAUAUUGCCUUGAUGGUCUGCUUGUAGGCUUCCUCGGGGCUUUUGGGUGGGAAGGAAUUGCUGGGAUAGACGGACCUCUGGUCUGAUCUAGCAAGGAUGCUCUUAUGUCCUUAUGGUAGUGCCCAUGUGAACAGUCCCUGCUUGUGUGGGGAAACCAAUGUGCACAGUGGACACCCAGGGGUGGUGUGGCCUGCUACUUUCCACCUCACCUGGUCUUGUGUAUCAACUUUACACUGGUGGUCACAUGAAUGGGGCUGAUGCAUGAUAGUGUAUGGUUUGAGGCAUAGGAUGUGGUCUGUGGUGCGGGUGUACGAUGCCCACAAAAUGGUACUGUGGUCAGAGAAAUGUUGGAGAACAUUAAAGUUUGUGUGUUUGUGUGCUGUAGAAUUUAGGGAAUUUAGUAGAAUUUUGAGGCACCGGGAGAAGCCUGCAGCUGCGCCCCAAGAGGUGUCCCUCCUGUGACUCUUCCUCCCUGAGGACUUUGUUAUCGUGUCGAGGCAACAGUGCCUCUCCCACUCCAUUGCGGUUCCUGGAUCCCAAAUGUGGCGUCUGGGAUCAGCUAAACCCUUAAAACGGCGGGCUUAGUCCCGGCAGGGCUGGGAAGCCUCAGAUAAGACCGGGGAUUUGGGUUGUGCAGGUAUUGGCAGGUGCCGUGCUCAACUCUUGCCUCCAUCUUGCCAGCUGUACCCCCCGGUGGGUAUUCCCCCCGGGCUGUGGCAGGCCUCAGAGGGUGCAGAGAGGGGUGAGGAGUUGGAGAGGGCUCUCUUGGAAGGGAAUGAAGCCCACCUAAGCAGAUUGGGGCCUGGCGUGGGGCUUGAAGGUUGUGGGGUGGUACAAGGGACAAGGCCCAAUUCCCACUGAGGUGCCUGACCUAUGUGAGGGGCGUUGUGGCUCAGCAACUACCUCCCAAAGUGGAGGAAGGACAUAGCCAUUGUGGCUAAUAGCCCUUAGCCUCCUUUAAGGUGCCCCCAAAAGACUGAGGUAAAAAUGUAAAGGAAUCUUAUUGCUGUGUGUUUGAGACACUGGUUUGCAAAAUUAUCUCGUCCUUUAUCCCUCCAGUUCUUCCUCUCUGUUCUUGUUUAUGGUGCCAGCACCAGGGCUGAGGAGUCAGGAGUUCUGGUGGCAGCUGGCUAGUCUUGGCUGUCCCAAAAUGCAGUGUCCCAGAAGUUCCAUGAUGAUAGUGCAUUGUGCAUUUAAAAAAAGUCGUCAAGGCUGGGGUUGCCAGGUCAGGAACAUCCCAGACGCUGAGGUUUCCCAAACCCUGGAGAUGGUGAUUAUUUUGGAGAGGGGAGAAGAGGAAGGCAGACCCCCCCCAAGCAUUUGUGCCAUAAUUUGUGCACAUGAGAACACACACACACGCCUGCCUGCCUGGAGAUUCAAUCUCAGCAAACCUGGGCCUCAGCUACAUUAGUUUUUGGGGGUUUUUUAAGCGUUUUAAAUGUGUUAUAGCACCGUAACACCAGAUGGCACUGUGGAGUUCCGUCUUUCGGCAACGUGAUUCCCCAUUAUGAGGUUUACAACACGUUUUCCAGAAACGGUUUUUUAAAUGUGUCUAGAUCCAGCCCUGGAGACUUCAGGUCAGACCUGGAAGUCUGGCAACCCUAAUUGCGGCUCUCACAAAAAUACUGGGCAUUGCAAAAAUAAAAAUGGAAAACUAAUAUGGUAGCUGCAACAGCGGCUGCUGGGGGACUGGAGUGGAGACCCCAUUGACUCUGGAGAGAGCCUGCCUUAGCCUUGCACAUUUCAUUAUUGUGCAGAAGCCUAGCAAGGGAGAACCUUCCAAAGGAUAUAAAAUGGUCAUGGUUACAUCACAUUCCUUAUGCCUGUGGCUUGCUAGGCAAGUUCAGCAACCGGCAUGGAAUUUGUCAUUCUGAAAACCACAGCUUUCAUUAAAAACAAACCCACGCCGCUUGUCCUCAUGAUUGCUGAGAUUACUUUGAAAUUGUGCUGGCUGUGUACAAAAAACUCAAAUUAGGAAUGAAAGUAGACAUUUGUGAUAUUGUGGAGAGGCAGGGAACUUUUCUGCCUCACAUAUAGUGCUGGAACUCAGGGUUAGCAAAUGAUUACAGAUUGUUUGGCAAUGGGUUCAGGACUGGGCGAAAGAAAGUUGCUUGUUCACAAUGAACUCAUGUGUUGCACUGCCACAAGAUGCAGUGAUGUGGCUUAUAGCUUUGAGGUCUUUUUAAAUGGCGUAGCGAAAAUCCAUGGAGGACAGGUCUGUGUUAAUGACUGUUCGCCGUGAGAGAUAAAGGGCACCUCUUCCAAUUUUAUACCUUUGAAUAAAUUCCAGAAACUGGGAACAAACAGCAGAGGGUGUGGCUUCCUGUGAGCUUCCCAGAGUCAUAAAUUGGCCGCUGUACUCUGUGCUCUGGUAACUGCCAGACUGGACUGCUGCAACACGCUCUAUGUGGGGCUGCCCUUGAAGACGACUUGGAAACUUCAAUUGGCCAAAAUGCAGAGGUCAGAUUACUGGUUGGGGUUGCAUUUACCAGUAGAUCUCAUAUAAGCCCUGUUUUAAAACAGCUGCACGACUUGCUCGUUCGUUUCUGGGCCCAACUCAAGGUGCUCGCUUUAGUUUGUACAGCACAGCCCUAAAUGGCUCAGACCCCAAAUACCUGAAAAACAGCCUCCUUCCCUAGAGAGCCUCUUGGGUGCUGAGCUUGGCAGAGGGGGGCCUCUUGGUUGUUCCACCACCCUCAGAAGUUUAGGAUGGUGGUGACCUGGGAGAGGGCCUUCUCUGUGGCAGCAUAAGCUCAGGAACUCCCUCUCCACAGAGCUGUGUCAGUCACCUUCACUAUACAGCUUAUGGUGAAUGCUGAAGAUGCACCUCCUUACCCUGACUUUUGAUACUUGAGGUGUCUUAUGGGUAGCUUAGUCAGUAGAGCAGGGGUCAGCAAACUUUUUCAGCAGGGAGCCGGUCCACUGUCCCUCAGACAUUGUGGGGGGCCGGACUAUAUUUUGGAAAAAAAAAUUGAACAAAUUCCUAUGCCCCACAAAUAACCCAGAGAUGCAUUUUAAAUUAAACACACAGUUAAGGAGCUGGGCUGUGGGCCCUUGCUUGCCUCAGCCUCCUGGAGCGCCCUGCCUACUGCUCCCUAUGCCUCAGACCCUGUCGUGUUUGUGGAGACAGGGGCCCCUCUGGCUCUGAUGAUGGGUCCUCCUACUCUGGUUCCUGUGCCCCUCCAUCACCCUGAGUCGGGUUUCUUAUUUGGACUUGCUCAGCACUGGUUGGUUUCUUUUCUUUGAUUGCCCUCUCUGAACUUGCCGUGCGCGAGAUCCGAACCCCAGGGUUUGCAGUGACUCUGUGAUAUACCGUACUUUUGGCUGGGAGAGACACACAGCACCACCAGCAACUUCACAUCACCCCCUAAGAAGAACAAACAAGACAUACAAAUUGGGCAGGUGUGCUCCUUGUUUGGAGGGGCUCUUGCCUGCUCCUCACCCCCUUGGCAUUGCCCAUGGAUUAAUCUGCCAGUCUUGUGUUCUCUCUCUCUCUCUCUUUUAAAAAAAGCAUUUUUUAAAAAAGUCCUCUUGAAAAUUUGCCUGCAUUUCAGGUCACCUUUUUUCUAUUUAACACAUCCUUGCAUGCCAUCUUGCUAUGUACAGUGGUACCUCAGGUUACAUACACUUCAGGUUACAUACGUUUCAGGUUACAGACUCCGCUAACCCAGAAAUAGUGCUUCAGGUUAAGAACUUUGUUUCAGGAUGAGAACAGAAAUCGUGCUCCAGCGGCGCGGCGGCAGCAGGAGGCCCCAUUAGCUAAAGUGGUGCUUCAGGUUAAGAAUAGUUUCAGGUUAAGUACAGACCUCCAGAAUGAAUUAAGUACUUAACCCGAGGUACCACUGUACACACAUUUUUGCAAGCCAUUUCCCCCCAUAUAAUGCACUUUUCUAAGUUACUUGCAUUUUUAAGCUAAUAUAUAUUUCAGCUGAUAUAUGUAUUUUUAUGCACAAUUUCCUCCAACAUAUACGUUUACGUGGUUGGAGAACUGCAUUGCAACAUUCAGAGACGUGCAGAUUUCGGAGGAUAACCCAGUUUCGGUUCAUGUAUUGUUUUGGAACGUACAAAUUAGGUAGGCUGGCAUAAAACGCCAAUUUUCCUGGUCUGUGUGUUCCCUGCAUUCCUUGGCGGUGGCGUGUCUAUCUCAACUCUGCUUUGCUGCCCAAGGUAAAAUAACUGAGGCUGAAAGUUAGGCCUCACUCCAAUGAAUGUGGUGGUGGUAAGACAGGGUUAGGAUCCUCUUGCUGAUCUCUGGGUUACUCAGAGUAGACCAGCAAGUCUCUAUGACUCCUUUACCGUUGGACAACAGGAGCCUCUGCAUACUUAACUCAUCUGAUCCACAGGCAGGAUAUAUAUCUAUAUCUGUAUAUCUAUAUCUAUAGCUAUCUAGCUAUGAGCCUCAGUCUUCCCCAGCUGUAAAAUGGGAUCUUAAAAUGUGCUGCUGCUGACACAAUUUGCUGCAAGCAAAAACAAAUUCUGCCAUGUCUGGCCUUGUGCUGAUCGUAUAUCUCUCAGCCCUAAUCUUCUUCACAGGUAAAAUAUGACUAUGAAUUGGUUGCCUCUGACCAGGUCUUUGCGAAGCUCUGCUGCCCAUUGUUAAAUAAUUUUUUAUUGGAAUCCGUAGCAUCUCAGAGAUUGAUUUCAUAGAACUAUACAGCUGGAAGGGACUCCAAGAGUCAACUGGUCCAACCUCUUGCAGUGCAGGAAUUUGUGUGUGUGUGUUUGUGUGUAUGCGCAAGUUGUCCUGGGUCUAUUCUGCUGUUGGUUUUGUUAUUUUAGAUUUUGUACUUGUUUUAGCAUACAGUGGUACCUUGGUUCCUGAAUGGCUUAGUUGUUGAACGAAUCGGCUCCAGAACGCCUCAAACCUGGACAUCAGAUGCAGCUUCUGCUGCAUUUAAGGUCCCCAACCCUAAUCUGCGGGUUGCCAUCCGAUUGGAUUUUAUUCUGAUCCUGAUCUGAUUUGAGGAUGUAUUUUAAUUGAUUGUCUGAUUUUAUGUUAAUGUAUGUUAGCCGCUCUGAGCCCAGCUUUGGCUGGGGAGGGCGGGAUAUAAAUAAAAUUUAUUAUUAUUAUUAUAAUUAUUGAGUGCAGGAAGCUCCUGCAGCCAAUCAGAAGCUGUGCCUUGAUUUUUGAACCGUUUUGGAAGUCGAACGGACUCCCGGAACGGAUUAAGUUCAAGAACCAAGUACCACUGUAUUUGUAUGCUCAAAACCAACCAGAGAAUCUUUUCGUUAUUGGGCAGUACAGGUAGCUCACAUCUUGCCUGGAGGUUACAUUCUGGGAAUAGCGCAUAGAUGCAAAAAUGCACAUACUUGAAUCACCCCGUUGGAACUGGCCCAACACAAGAAAUCUUACCUUUCAGAGCUGGCGCACCAAAUGCGUCUUAACUCCCAACCAAACAAAGCAAAGAGCUUUCAAGCUCUUUGCUUUGCUUACCAGACUCUGGGAGGCUCACCGGAGAUUUCACGGGGCUGUCCGAGAUGUCGCCAGAGCCUCUCGGAGCCCUGUGAAUGAGUCUGAGAGCUUAAAAGCUCUUUCAUGCCAGGAAAACCCUGCUCAGAAAAAGCUUUUAAGGUCUCCACCUUUCGGUGCAUUUAAUUUGUGUGAUUUCAACCAGCCAGCCUUCAACUGCAUAAAAUUGAAAUUGCACAAGCUAAAGACACGUAGGUUGCGAGUUACCUGUAUACAGAUAUUGAAAAUAAAACAAAACACCCCAGGCAGUUGUGGCUCAUGGGCUUCAGCAGGUAACUGGCUCCAUCAUUUUGCACCAGGCCCUGUCCACACCUACAUUUUAUAUCUGGCUCAGGUUGUUGGGCCUUAUAGGCUCCUAGCAGGAGACCCUGCAAGCCUGGAAUCUGCCUGCUUCCAAUCCUUCCUUAAAAAAAACAAAGACAGCUAAUAUAAAACCCCACCUCAAACCUCUGAGGUAUGGUGGACUUGAGUUCCACAGGUUAAUGUUCUGCUUUGCGUGACACUGAAUGGGAAGGAACUCUCCACCCCACCCCACUCCUGGCUGAUCUCCUGCAGGGGUAGCAUCAGCAACAGCAACUGAGCUCCAUCCUUGGAGACACAGCACCAUCCCAGCCCAGCUGGGCUCCCUGCCCUGCUGCUGCUGCUGCUGCCGCCGCCGCCACUGCCUCGUGCAUUCUCCAAGCCCUCGCCCCUUCCCUGCGGGGACAGCCAGCCGGUUUGGCUGGUGCUGCCUGUUCUUGGGCAAUUUGUUAUGAAUCUGUCAGAAAGCUCCAAAACUGCCGAGUGGCUGAUACUGGGCGUGUGUGCGAGACGGAGACAGCCGGUGCUUUUGUGUCUGUGUGUGCGUAUGCAUGAUCGGGGCCGCGGAGGUAUGUGAGACGGGUGCAGGGGAUGCCCACGUGUGUGUGUGAAAGAGAGACAGAGACAUUGACAAUGAGGCUGUGCUUUUGAUUUUAUUUUUUUUAUUAAUUUUAUUGAGUACAAAUUAGAAAAAAAUACAAAUAUACAAAAAAAGGAAAAUACAUGUAACCAAGAGAAAAUUAGAAAACAUUUUACCUCUUCUCAUAUUUACAAUUAUUUACACCUCUACAAAACAAUAUUCACAAUAUAGAAAAUAAAUGAAAGGUAAAAUAUAAAAGAAAAGAACAAGAAGAUAAAGAAAAGGAAGAAAUAAGAUCAAGAAUGAGAAUUUUAAAAGUAGGUAAGUAUUCACUAUACACUGCGCUUUUGAUUUUUAUAAUGCACCACCAAAGGACAGGAGUCGAAAGGGGAGGUUGUCCGAUUUAUUUGACAUGAUAGAAGUUUGCACAAGUAUGCACGGAACGGAGAAAGUGGAUAGAGAGAAAAAAAGUGUUUCUUCCUUUCUUGUAAUACGAGGACUCGCGGACAUCUAAUGAAGCUGUGCCCAGUUAAACUGUGGAACUCACUCCCACUGGAGGCAGUCAUAGCCACCAACCUAGUUGGCUUUGAAAGAGGAUUCGACAAAUUCGCGGAGGAGGAUAAGUUGCUCAGUGGCUCCUGGCCAGGAUGGCUUAUGCUCUGCCUCCACAGUUGGAAGCAGCAAUGUUUCUGAAUACCAGUUGCUGGAAACAGCAGGAGGGGAAGAGUGCUCUGCUUGCAGGUUUCCUAAUAGAGGUGUCUGGCUGGCCGCCAUCAUAAAAGGAUGUUGAACUAGAUGGGCCAUUAUUUGGGGGUAGCCAGCUUGUGAUAAAUGGUUUUUAAAAACCCAGUAAAGCACAAGAAGAAAUAAAAAGUGAGAAUGGCCUCGGUCCUGCUGGUGAAGGGUAGAUAGUAAUACUCUGGAGACAAAAAGUAUGUAUUAAUGGAGAAACCCACUGAGCAGCUAAAAGUUCUAAACUCCACCCAAAAUGCUGACUACUUCAUAGAAAUAUGGCAGCCUUCCAUCACUCUUUCAAUAGAUAAUACUACUGUGCGGAAUCCACACAGGAGUGACUACGGUUGUUUUUUGCUAACACAGUCAUCCUCGUAUCAUUUCAAGUGGGUGUGAUAGGGAAAUGUUUCUGUGUUUUUUUUUCUUUUCUUUUCUCCCUUCAACUAUCAUCAUAAUGCAGAAAAGAUGGCUAAGGUAUUGUAAUUCAAUAAACAUACCUUUAAAUUAGUACAGUGGUACCUCAGAUUACAUACGCUUCAGGUUACAGACUCCACUAGCGCAGAAAUAGUGCUUCAGGUUAAGAACUUUGCUCCAGGAUAAGAACAGAAAUCGUGCUCCAGCAGCACGGCGGCAGCAGGAAGCCCCAUUAGCUAAAGUGGUGCUUCAGGUUAAGAACAGUUUCAGGUUAAGAACGGACCUCCGGAACGAAUUAAGUAUUUAACCCGAGGUACCACUGUAAUAACAAUAGACAGCUUUAGAGCAAGGUUAAGAGAAAAAAAGCUCAUCUGGACAUUCUGGCCAUAGGGCAGUCAGGGUCAUUGUGGCCAUCUUUGCCCCUGACUCCUCUGGGCCUACCCCUCCGAACAAGUUACUCAGGGUUAGGUAACUAUGCCUGCACAAUAUCUCUGCUCUGUUAAAAUGCAGGUUGUGAGGAGUGGUCAAUGUGUAGAAUAUGGAGUCCUCCUCCCAGCUCCAGGUAUUUUAGAUCAUCUGAAUUAAGGCUAGAGAUCUGUGCCAGAUUACGCAAGAGUUCACAGAGGAGGCUGCUAGCCACAGUGGCUAUGCUCUCCCUCUGCAUACCAGUGCUGGAAACCACAGGAGAAGCUAUGCUUCUGAAUACCAGUUGCUGGAAACCACAGGAGUGGAGAGGGCUCUUGUGCUCGGGUCCUGCUUGCGGGUUUCCUAAAAGAGGUGUCUGGUUGGCUGCUGUGAUAAAAGGAUGCUGGACUAGAUGGGCCUGCGGCCCGAUCCAGCUGCAGGGCUGUCCUUAGGUUCUGAGGAUGAAGGAGAGAAAGGACAGGGAAAGUAACUUUCAGGACAGUGACCUUCUGGAGAGCCAGAGAGGGCGAGAGAAGGGAAGAUGGAGGAAAAUGAGGCAAUGCGAAGAUGCAGCAGAGUCAGCUGCCAUAGUGGCUUCUGUUACCAGUGAGCAAAUUAUUCGGACAACACUUUCCACUGCAGGAAACAAGAUGCCCCAGGCCAACAAGAAAGGCAGUGGAAUUGGAUGGGCCAUCCUUUGGCCACUGCAAAGGAGAGAGGCUGGCUGCUAUCCAGAUCAAUGCAAAGAACACUUAAGUCCUAGUGCGUCUAGUGAGAUUUAAGUGAGCUUAGCAGUGCUGGAUUGCAGCCUUUGUACAUGCUCUCAAGCGAAGGGCAAAGGAUGUUAAGUGGAGGUGCCAGCUCCCAACAUUUGAGAGAGGCUUAAAUCGUGAGAUUUUAUGCAAAUCAUGUCAUAGGCGUUGACUCCCCUUAACAAUUACACACACACACACACACACACACACACACACACACUGCAAUCUUAAGCUUACUCAGAAAUCAAUCCUGCUGAAUUUGAUGGAAUGUAAACCCUAUUCAGGUGUUCAGGACGUGGCUUACCUAAACACACAUGGAUUAGACAAAUUCAGGGAGGUUAAGGUUAUCAGUGGCUACUAGCCAGGAUGCCUGUGCUGUGUCUCCAUGAUCAGAGCCAGGGUUAGACAAAUUCAUGGAAGAGAGGAUAGUCGAUGGCUUCUAGCCAUGAUGGCUAUGCUCUGUCUUCACAGCUGGAGGCAACAAUGCUUCUGAAUUCCCUGUUGCUGGAAACAGCAAGAAGGGAGAGUGUUCUUGUGCUCAGAGACUGCUUGCAAAUUCCCUACAGGUGUCCGGUGAGAACAGGAUGCUGGACUAGAUGGGCCGUUGGCCUCAUCCAGCAAGCUCUUCUUAUGUUCUUAUACAAGCAUAAGUGUGCUCAUGCCAUGCCCCACCAAAAUCUUGUAAGCAAUUAAGUGGUUAAAUUACAGGAAGAGCUAUAUAAUGCCUUCUGAGCAAACAACCUGUAGUCAUCUUCAAAUUAACACGGUACUCAUUCAGUGUCACUAUUUGUGUCUUUUGUUUCUUCAUUAAAAUUGCAUAUCAGUUUUGUUUAUUUUGGGAACUUUGUUGAGUCAUAAUUUGCCGCAAGUGAUGCAUCGAUGUGUUCAUGGCAUAACUUUUCAGAAACAACGAGAUCUGGCGAUUUGUAAGUUGGUGGCUUUGGAAUGCAGAGCCCAUGAACUUCCUUCUUCCUUUCCAGACCUGAGUUAGUCACUGAUGAAACUGUCAUUUGCCUCCUGGAGUUCCAAGUGCUUCUCUAAUCUUUUCAAGUUAAUCUUUUCUUAGAAUUAUAUCCUACCUUUUCCUCCAAUGAGCUCAAGGUGGCCUACAGACUUCUCCUUCUCUGCAUUUUAUGCUCACAACAAUCCGGUGGUGUAGGUUUGGCUGAGAGACCAUGACUGGCCCAAGGUCACCCAGUGAGCUUCAAAACUGAGUGGGGAUUCCAACCCUUGUCUCCCAGGUCCUAGCCGGACACUAUGCUGGCUGCACCUGUGGAACUGCAUACCUGCUUCACUGUGACCAAGGGAGCUGAUUCUUGCAUCUGGUGUGGCUAAGCGUCUUCCAGGGAAACUCUCACACCUGUUAGCAACUUCUAUGUUAGAGUACUCUUAUCAAACCUCAUUUAGAAGAGGUAUGUAAAUUCCAGUUUAAACAGCAGGCUCCUAAUGCAGUUGCAGAGUCUAAGCCAAUGCCAAAACAAAUAUUUGGAGAUAUGAUAGGUUUCUCAGUUCUGCUGUGCAGAUUUUUGAAUACCUUUUCAGUAUGCAGUUUUUAGAAUUCUUGGUCUCGCCUUGAUUUGUUUUAUUUUAUUUUGGCAAUCUUCCAGUAUGAAAAUCUCAUAGGCUUUUAACCAUUAGAGCUUAAUGACUGAUUUGUGUUAUUUAUCAAAUGCUAUUAACUUCUCAGUUUAUGAUCAAAUGCUAUCUAAUGAUGUGGCAUAUACUGAUGAUAGCUCCUGUUAUAUGGGACAUGGGUGGCGCUGUGGUCUAAACCACUGAGCCUCUUGGGCUUGCUGAUUGGAAGGUCAGCGGUUCGAAUCCCUGCGAUGGGGCGAGCUCCCGUUGCUCUGUCCCAGCUCCUGCCAACCUAGCAGUUCAAAAGCACACCAGUGCAAGUAGAUCAUAAGGUACCGCUGCAUCUCUGGCUUCCAUCACGGUGUCCUGUUGUGCCAGAAGCGGUCUAGUCAUGCUGGCCAAAUGACCCGGAAAGCUGACUGUGGACAAACACCGGCUCCCUCGACCUGAAAGUGAGAUGAGUGCCACAACCCCAUAGUCGCUUUUGAUAGGACUUAACCAUCCAGGGGUCCUUUAGUUCCUGUCAACUUUAAUGUGCUGCAGACUUUAGGGAAUCAAUUGAAAGCUAAGCAGGGCUUCCUUAAUGAGAAAAGCAGUUGAAAGUGUGCUUGAUCAUCACUGGUUCUAAAAUGUGCAACAUGGCAUAUUGUGUCUAUUCCACUCUCCGUGAUGGUGGGACCCAGCACUGGCCCACGUGAACCAUAGUGUUUCAGAGUAGAGUGUUAUGCAGUUUGGUUUUUCCAGUUAAAAAAAAACCCUGAAAUACAAAGACCAGUGAUUUUAUAUGGAUGUAGAGCUGGGUAACUCUUUCCCUGGGCAUCACUAUAGUGAAAAACUUAGGUUCUUUGCAAAAGUCAAGAGAGGAAAUCCAGUUCAGUUUUAGUCUGGAGGUGUCAACAAUAACUGUGAGGUGUAUGACUCUACUGUUUUUCUGUCUGUCUGAUGUGAGUGGAGUACAGUGGUACCUCGGGUUACAUACGCUUCAGGUUACAUACGCUUCAGGUUACAGACUCCGCUAACCCAGAAAUAGUACCUCGGGUUAAGAACUUUGCUUCAGGAUGAGGAACAGAAAUCGUGCUCCAGCGGCAGCAGGAGGCCCCAUUAGCUAAAGUGGUGCUUCAGGUUAAGAACAGUUUCAGGUUAAGAACAAAUUAAGUUCUUAACCCGAGGUACCACUGUACUCAUCAUAGGACAUUCCCCAGAAUCCUUUAACAUGUAGCAUUUUUUUGGCAAGUGGAAAGCAUUCCCGAAACCCACUAUUAUUAUGUAGCCACUGUCUAUGCUAUGAAAUUAUGUGUACCCUUGCAUGUCUCUGUAAAGUGCUAAAUACCACUGCAUGCUGAAUAUUCAAUUGUGGGUGGGGGAAUCAGAUGUCAUGUAUCCAAUACUGAAAUCACGUAUCAUCAAAUUCUUUUGGAGAACGCCUGCAGCAAGCAUAAGAACAUAAGAGUCGCCACUGGAUCAGGCCAGAGGCCCAUCUAGUGCAGUAUCCUGUUGUCACAGUGACCAACCAGAUGUCCUAAUCAGGGUGUGUGAGAGAGAGUGACUUUUUUUAACUUUGUAAAGAGCAGAACAUAGGAAGUGGGCUAAAUUCCUUUUUCAGUGCUGUGGAGGAUUGGCACAUUCUACCCUUGAACAUGACGAGAAAUAUGCUCUUAUUUUUGGGAAAUUGCACCCCCUUUCACCCCGGCUUAGUCUUUCGAUAGCCUGGCCCUUGAGAGUAGACAGCUGAUUCUAUCCAGAAUGUUAGGGCCGCAGAACGAUGUUGGAUAGAAAUUAAGUGGUUUCCAGCUGUAAUGCUUUAAGGGAUUAUGAAAAAUGGGUUGUUAAUAGGUAAAAAUUUAAUGUUACUAUUUUAAGACUAAAGAUUAGGAUAAAUAAAGAGGGUAAGGAUUUGCUGAACCAACAAAUUGAACUGGAAUACAAAAAAGGGAGGUAUGAGGAGGUCCGGGAAACAAGCUAAAGGAAAACAAGCAAUGGAAAUUCUGUGUGUUUUUAACUAUUUUUAUUUUGUAUUUUUGUUAUUUUUUUCAUUUUUAUUGUAGUACUUUAAAAAAGCUUAAUAAAUAUCUUAUAAAAAAAAGAGAGAGUAGACAGCUGAUUCAUUCUGGCUCAUGGUCAUCAAUCCCUGGUGGCUGCUUCAUCAAGUCCACUAGAAUUUUGCAGUCUUGAACAUGGACCGGUUGCUAUCAUGAAGAGCUUUUUGCAUUCCAGGAGUAACUUCUAGGAUACAAGGAUGCUAGACUGAAGCUGCCUUGGGGCUCAUAACUGCUUGGCUGUUGACUUGCUUCCCACCAGCUCAGCCUCUACAUUUGUAAAUAAACAGGUUUUGCUGGUUAAAGCCAAGAGGGUCUUGGUUCUUUCUGUUAAAGGUUAGUUUUACAGAUAUAAUUGGUUGUCAACAGCUGUGAGCUGCCCUGAGAUCUGAGGAUAAAGGGUGGUAUACAGAUUUACACUAAACAACAACAACAGUUCAGAACAUAGUUAAAACUGUAGAAUUCACUCCUGCAGGAGGCAGUGAUGACCACCAACUUAGAUGCAUUACACAAAUCCUGCUUGCAGGUAGAGGCACCUCGCUGGCCAGUGUGAGAACAGGAUGCUGGAUUAGAUGGACCAUUGGCCUGAUCCAGCAAGGCUAGUCUUACGUUCUUAUGUGUGCACAUUGAAGUGCAUUGAAGCAUGUAUGUGUGAAACCCUUCUGCUGCUUAGAGAUUUUCCUUCUAGAUACUCUGAACCCUGAAGGACCCUGCUAGCAAACUAAAUAAAGAGUGCUAAGACAUCCUGCCAAAUGGAUCCCCAGGGACAAAGCAGGGGGUGCAUUUAGAAGUGGAGAAUAUUGCAUUUGUUUUUCCUGAUUGUAAUGCUGGUGCUUCUACCCUGUUUUCUAGAGUUCCUUUCACACAACGCCAGCUGUUGCUUUAUGGGAUUGUGCCUUUUUGAUGGAUAUAGUGGAAUGCCGCGUUAAAUUUAAUUCACACAAUGUGAACACAAAGUGACACAAUGACAAACGUCAUUGGACAACGUCGCUACACUCUUUCCGCACAUGCCUGCUUCUGUUCCCCCAUGAAAAUGGCAGGAAAGAACUGCAUGCUAGCAUGACCACUCCAAAUUUCGUUAGUUUACUCCUGCGGUUUUGUGGGUUCAGGGGACUGCAAAUGGAUUCCCCCCUGGAAUCAAAGAACACGGAAAUGAACACUAAACAUGCACUGUGUUCCAUUCGUUUUCUGGAAAUGGCUUUUGCAUUGUGUGAAACAUCAAAUAUAACAUAGAAAUUAACAGCUAGGGAAAUACAGUGGUACCUUGGUUCUCAAACGCCUUGGUACUCAAACAACUUGGAACCCAAACACUGCAAACCUGGAGGUAAGUGUCCUGGUUUGCGAACUUUUUUCGGAGCCAAACGUGCUCCAUUUUGCGUGUUACGCUUCCAUUUUGAGUGUUACGCUGACAAUUUGAAUGUUAUGCUGAGGUCUGUCGGUUUUUGCUAUUUAUUUUGUAUUUUUGUUUUUGUGGCUCUUUUUGUUUUGUUUUUGUGACUGUGUGGAACCCAAUUCAGUUACUGAUUGAUUGAUUAUGUGACUGCAGUACAUUGUUUAUUGCUUUCAUUUUAUGGAUCAAUGGUCUUGUUAGAUAGUAAAAUUCAUGUUAAAUUGCUGUUUUAGGGGUUGUUUUUAAAAGUCUGGAACAGAUUAAUCUAUUUUGCAUGACUUUCUAUGGGAAAGCACACCUUGGUUUUGGAACACUUUGGUUUUGGAACAGACUUCUGGAACGGAUUAAGUUUGAGAACCAAAGUACCACCGUAGAAUAAACUGCCAUGUGAAUGCAGCUAGGGAGGGCGAUAUACCAGGGACACGAAACCCAAAAUACAAGCUAUGCCUGGGAAACAAGGACAGUUUGAGCUUGUUAAACGGAUAAUGUUGCCUGCUGCUCCCUUGACUUCUGCGGCUGUGGGUAGCUCCAGGGUUUGGGACAGCCCCAUCCUGGCCUCCCUGUUCGCCCAGGCUUUCCUGUUUCACUCCUUGUCACAGUGACAGGGUGACAGCAGGGAACCAGGCCUGUUGUUCUGUUUACGGCCAUUGUCGCUGCAGCAACAGCCCUCGGAGCAAGGGACACAGCCCCAGCGAGAGGCUGGGUUUGCAACAGCAAGGAAAUAAGCAAUGUACGAAACCCCAAAGCCGCUGUGGCUUCUCAUUGCACGGCUGGGCACACCCUUGGCUCCGGGUGCAGCUUCCCCAGCCGGUAAAACCUUGGCGGCAGCGGAGGCCUCCUGGAGCAGGAGAAAACGGAGCAGAGAGAAAGCCGGUUUUCGUGACUCACUAGAGGGAGUGAAUUGAGGGGCUUGUGGUGAUGGCGGCAGCUUCCCUCGACCCUUUUGUGUCCUCAUUGUGCCCUCCUGGAGAAAUGUGCACACACUAGCUUAGGGCUUAGAACCCAACUCUCUGGCACGCCUGCUGUUGUGUUUAACAUGCAUGGAUUUUUCUGCAUAUGGAGAAGUAGUGUCACAGCAUAAGAACAUGACCCAUCCAGUCCAACAUUCUGUUCUCACAGUGGCUGACCAGACGCCUCUGGGCACAAGCACAAGAACUCUCUAGCCCUAUGGCAUCCUGUGACAACUGGUAUUCAGAAGCAUUGUUGCUUCCGACUGUGGGAGCAGAGCAGAGCCAUCCUGGCUAGUAACCAUUGAUAGCCCUCUCUGCCAUGAAUUGGUCCCAUCCUCUUUUAAAGUCAUCCAGGUUGGUGGCCAUUGCUGCCUUCACGAGGUAGUUCCAUGGUUUAACUACGUGCUGCUUGAAGAAGUCCUUUCUUUGAUUUGUCUUGAAUCUUCGUACAGUGUUGGGGGGGCACUGUGAAUGACUCUUCUCCUGCAGGGCAGAGAGGGCAGGUCUGCCUGACGCCAAAUGCAACAGAGGGGUGUGUGUGUGUGUGUGUGUGUGUGUGUGUGUGUGUGUUUGAUAUCGGUUGCCAGCCAUGCAACCAAUGGGCCAGUCUUCUGCUCUGACUAAGCUGGUGCAAUCUCAGACUCUGUUGACACAAAACUGCUGAGCAUACAGCAGGAGUCUGAGCUGCGUCUCAAAAUCUUCUUGCUCCCUGCACACCUCUGUGACUGUCAAAGGGCUCGUGAGAGUCGCCCUCCUAAAGGGCCGCUAGGACACGCCUUAGGGUGCUACUGUUGUGUGCCAAAGGGGCACCUCCGAAAAGGGCCGCAGCUGGCUCGAUAGAAAAGUUUGCAGGGUGAUCAUCCUUUCAUUCUCUUUUUGGAAGUGACUUCCACUGACCUGCCGCCACAGCUACAAAUCGCAGUCCGUCACCGUGUGAUAACUGUGCAAAUUUCUGGGCAGGGUAACUGUGCUGAAGGCAGGAUCAUAAAAAGCUGCAGCGUCAGCAAAAUGGGUGAGUCGUAUCCUGCGCUGCCGUUUCCAAGCUGGAACAGAUUUCUGCUCAUGUAGCAGGUCUUCCCUCUCCUCCUCCUCCUCCUCCUCCUCUUCCUGCCCCCUGCCCCCACAGGGGAACCCCCUCCCCUCAAGCAAAUUUGGGGGGCUUCUUGUGAGACACUGCAGGGAGGGGAGAGGAAGGGGAAAGUCUUGCAAUGCAAGCGAAACUGCACCUAUCUCAGGAAUUCCGAGCAUUUAGAGAGUGCAUCAAAGCACUCAGCUUUCCCUGCAUUAUAUUGCAAUUCCCACGACAACCCCGUAAGCUAGGUCAGAAUUGUUGCGCUGAUAUUGAGUGUUCCUGGGAGAGAUUGUGGCUUGCUUCCAGCUAUGCAGAUCCUUUUGCUCUUCUGUUCUAAGCUGCAAGCAGAAUUGCAAGCACAUACGAUGUUUGGACCCUGCUCUGUGGGGACCACUAUAGUGGGCAGGGCAGAACUGCAGUGGGCGGGGCUUUUUGAAAUUUAGGGCACAGCCGCUAUAACCCUUGCAGUGGGUACCAUUUUAUGACUUUUUAUUUAAAAUAAUCAGUCUUUUAAUUAGGUCUGAAACACAUCUCUGGCUGUAAUUAAAUGAGAGAGAAAAUGAAAGCGAGGUGUAGUGCUAAGAUACCAUAAUUGUGUCACUUUUUUUAGAAGUGAUUUUUAAAAGCUCUUUGACUCACUGCUGUUUUAGCAGCAUGGUAAAUGGCAAUGAUCAGAAAGUUUUUUUAAUGAUAAUAUUAUAGCAUUAUGUUGUUUAUGGUGCUAUAUCUCUCUUUCAUUAAAAAAUAUUGUUACAUGCCACCCCAGUAUUCCAGAGGUCCAAGCCCUUACCCAUUGGUUCAUGUUUCUUUUGGUAAUGAGGCACAGCAGAGACUGUGGUGUCUUUAUGAUAUAUGGUUUAUUUACACAUACAUACAACAGAAUCAGCAAUGAAGGGGUUCAGAGCAUUACACGCCAAGCGAGUCUUGCUUCUGCCAGAGCUGUACCUUUGGAUCCAAACAGACUCCACCCAUGGCUCUGACUCUGUAGCUUGCUGUAUUUUACAGACUCAGGUAAUGAGUCAGGUAAUGAGAAAGGCCCUUUUUGUUGCCUGAGACCCCCCUGCCCCCUGUCAGAGAAGACAACACAGGUUACACAUAUGUAACCUGUCUGUGGCUCCACAGCCCCUUUGGUGUUGCUGCUGUUGUUCACCAGUUAGGAGUCGGAAAGCCUGGCUAGUUUGCUUAAAAUCAGCCAGAGAUCGGCAAGUGGAUCCUAACGUUGCUUCACACACACCCUUCCUGUCCCAGGACAGCAGAAGGAAUCCAAGGAAACCUGCUUUUAUAUAAAUUGAUCUUGGAGAAAUUACAGAGUAAGAAUGUAGCUGGGGGUAGGGAGUGACUCGUGUGGCUUCUGUAAAUGGAAUUGGCCAGCCUCUUGAACUGCAACUGAUGAUGAUGAUGAUGAUGAUAAUAAUAAUAAUAAUAAUAAUAAUAAUAAUAAUAAUAAUAAUAACUACUACUACUACUACUACUACUACUACUACUACUACUAUUAUUACUAUUACUAUUGCAAAAAGCAUCCCUACUGACCUUUCCAGCAGGCCCCAGAAAUGCAUGAGCACAUUGUGAGUCAUGCGCGACAGGAUACGUCUUGGCCUUCCCCGCCUUCUCUGCGCAUGCUCCGCUCUCCUUCGCUGUGUCUCCCCACGGAGAGCAGGUUUGGCAAGACUGUUGUUGAGCAGGGAGGGAGGGAGCCCAGCUGGCGGGGGGGUGGGUGAGAUUAAGGGUUCAAGAGAAAUGACCCCGGAGAAAUCUGGUUCGGCUGGUUGGGUGCCUUCCUUUCUCACGUAACUCCCACUCAGAGGUGAGUUUCAGGAGCACCUUUUUUCUCAUUUGGAGGCUAUAUAUAUAUAUAUAUAUAUAUGUACAUAUAUCACUUGGGUUUGGUGGAGAGACACCUCUGGGCGAUGGGACGGCGGCAGGCAAGAAGGGAACCGGCUGGAAAGGUUAUUAUUUUUUGUAACACCUGCAGUCACGCACAAGGGAGGGCUCCUCUCCCAGAAGCUGAAAAGUGCUGGAAUCCAGAUGCUUUGAUGGAGGGUUUUUUUUUUUAAAAAAAGAAAAACAUCCUCGGUGAGACCAAGUUUGAAUGCCAUGAUCCCUCCUGAGCAGGUGUUGACCAGGGGAGCAAAGAGCUGUGGUUGCCUUUGACAGCUAAUGUGGCUUCUUUUUGUGUGUCAUCCACACAUGUGGCCUAGUGCUUUGCAGCCGCAGGAAACGUUGAAACAGGUCUCUGUCCUGGGGACCAUACAGUGCAAAAUGUUGACAGUGUGGCUAGACAGUCACAGGAGGGAAGGGAGAGGCGAGAGGAGGAAGGCAAGGGUUGUCAGGGCACGCAGUGACAUGUACAUAAUCACGGACAAUUAAGGAUGUGAGGGCUAAAUUAGACACGGCAUGAAAAGUCUGUCAUUGCCUUGUCUAGUGGUGGCGUAUUCUUUGAUUAAAAGCAAUGGGGCAGUGGAUUGGAUCAGGAACGACAGUGUGGUGUAGUGGUUCGAGUACCAGACUAUGAUAUGGGAAACCAGGGUUCAAAUCUCCCGCUCGGCCAUGAAGCUCGCUGUUACUCUCAGCCUAAUCUACCUCACAGGGUUGUUGGGAGGAUAAAAAUGGAGGAGAACCAUGUACGCUAGCUUGAGCUCCUUGGAGGAACGGCGGGAUAUAAAUGUGACAAUCAAUCAAUCAAUCAAUCAAUCAUAAGCACCGGAGGACAGGGGGACCCACCCCCCCUCAAAUAAUUUUUUCCUGAUCAGAAUCUCCCAUUUGAGGUUCGCUCCAGGGGGAGAGUGAAAGAUAAAUCCCUGUGUCCUCCCCCCCGCACAUAAAAUGUACACACUGCUUGAUUGCAACAAGCCUCAAAGCAGUUGACAAACAGAGAAAAAUCAUUGCCAAAACAGUUAAAAACAACUGUUCAAUAACAUUCAAGUAAAAGUUAAAAUCAGUGAUAAACUAAAAACAGAUUAAGACACAGACCAAUGUUCCAUACAUGGCAUAGCUAAACAAAAGUGUUUUUACGGUCUUCAAAUAAAAACAUCCUGAAGGUCCCAGGCCACAGAGAGGUUAGGCUGGCCUCAACUAGAGUCAGGGCUUCCUCGGCUGCGGCUCCAAUCUGGUGGAACGCUCUGUCACAAGAGACUAGGGCCCUGCGGGACUUGACAUCUUUCCUCAGGGCCUGCAAGACAGAGCUGUUCCACCAGUCCUUUGGUCAGGGCGCAGCCUGACUCCCUCCUUUGGCAAUCUGCACAGAGUUUUUGCUUAAUGGUUGCCAUCCAUUUGAUUUUAAUUAUUUUUUAUAAUGAAAUGUUUUUAGAAUGUUGCACUAUUUUAUUGUUGUUAGCCGCCCUGAGCCCGGCUUCGGCUGGGGGGGGGCCGGGAUAUAAAUAAAAUUUAUCAUUAUUAUUAUUAUUUUAGCAGACGCCGAAAAGAGAACUGUGAAGGUGCGUACCUGAUAUCAGUAGUCAGGGAGUUCCAAAGUAUGGGUUCGGCCACAUGAAAAAAGUCUUUUCUCACAAAUGGGAAGAGGCAGGAGGAGGCUCAACAUGGCCACGGUGGCUGCUGGUAAACCCAACAGGUCACAGUAUAUUGAGGGGUCCUGGCCCCCUGCUUGAAAAUUUUGGGGGGCCUGCGCCUCCCAACCCCCCAGAUGACACCACCUGUAACAGUCCCAGUUAUGCAGAGCAAAACGGUUGCGAGGGCACAUAUGGGCUAAGGUGAUCUCGCUGGUAUUGCAGCCUUCCCUAACUUGAUGCCCCCCAAUAUUCCGUGGCCCGUCCGGCCUACCCACAGCCGUGAGGGCAACCUGAGUGCAAGAACUCUCUCCCUUCCUGCAGUUUCCAACAACUGGUAUUCAGAAGCAUUGCUGCCUCAGACCACAUAGAGGCAGAGCAUAGCCACUCUGGUUAGUAGCAUCUCCCAUGAAUUUGCCUUAUCCUCUUUUAAAGGCAUCCAAGCUGGUAGCCAUCACUGUUUCCGGCGGGGCGGGGGGUAGAGUUCCACAGUUUAAAAGGACUGUUGUGCCUUAAUGCCCCACAGAGGUUUUUUUUUACUGGAGACCAAUAAUUGGCCCUGACUGGGAUCAUAGAGUAAUGGAAUUGUAGAGUUGAAAGAGACCACGGGGGUCAUCUAGGAACCUUUCGCCCAAUGCGGGGCUCAAACCCACAACCCUGGCAUUAAUAAUAAUAAUAUUUAUUUAUACCCCGCCCUCCCCAGGCAAGGCCGGGCUCAGGGCGGCUAACAAGCAAUAAUAAAAAUAAGUUGAAUGAAUACAACUUAAAAACAAAAUUAAAAUACAACAUUAAAAUAUUGAAACAUUAAAAUAUUAAAAUGUAGCCUCAUCACAGGAGGAGAAAGGAAAAGAAAAAAGAAAGAGGGGCAGGGAAAUCAAAUUGGCUCCAAGCCAAAGGCCAGGCAGAACAACUCUGUCUUACAGGCCCUGCGGAAAGAAAUCAGAUCCUGCAGGGCCCUGGUCUCAUGAGGCAGAGAGUUCCACCAGGCCGGAGCCAGAGUUGAAAAGGCCCUAGCUCUGGUUGAAGCCAUUAAGAGUCUCAUGCUCUACCAACUGAGCUAUCCGGCCUGGACUAGGCAACUGUCUGGACUUGUCCUGCAGGGAUGUUUGUUUGUUUUAAUUAUCCAAACCUGCUUGGACUUUAAAGCCACAGCAGGCACUUUGAAUUGGCUGCUAUUUGUGCAAAUGUUGGUGCCAAGAGGACUCCUGCAAGCGCAAGACACCAUUGCAGUACACAGCGCCUAAAGUGUCCCUCUCCCUCAGGAACAUCGCCAUCAGUCUUAACUGUAAGUUGAUGUUCCAGUGCUCCCAUCUCCCUCCUCAAGCAAUUUGCUUCUAUGAGAUGGUGCUAUAUUGCAUUUUACGAGAGAAGAAAAUUUUAUUGAGAAUUUGCAUAUUGAAAGCACUUCAGAUUGCCAACUAGAUAUUCAUUCUAAUUUGCUGCGGCUUGACCUAAUUUUCAAAUUUCAUGUUAGAGGGCCUCUUGCAUGCCUUUAAUUAAGUGUAUCGUUCAUCGGAAUGCAUUUGAACAUCGUGUUUUGAUUUAUGGACUGGGCUUUUUUUAUAUAAUGUUUAACACUCACCAAAAUUUCAGAUUCAUGAAUGUCCAAAGCCAGAUUUCAUUAGUGUGUUUUCAGACUGGGAUUAAAUCCUUCCUCCAAGUUAUAUUGGCUAACUAAUUCAUCCCAGUGGUUCCUCCCUCUCCUUUUUUUCCUUUUCUGGAAGCUUGUAAGGAUGUGGUUUGGUUUUCUUUCUUAAGUCUCAGGAUUCUGAUACUGAAUUUUGAACAGCCUUGCCCGUGUUGCCUUCAGAUCUUUCUGACUGCAGCUCCCAUUAUAAAUCAUGGAAUUGUAGAGUUGGAAGGGACCCUGAGGAUCAUCUAGUCCAACCCCUUGCAAUACAGGAAUAUGCAUCUUUCCCAUAUGCGGAUCAAACCUGCAACCUUGGCAUUAUCAGCACCAUGCUCUAACCAACUGAGCUAUUUAGGCCGCCGUUUCAAACAGCAUGGCCAAGAUGGACUGCUAGCUAGGACUGAUGGAAGCUGUAGAGGGACCCAGGUUGAGGUUGGCUGCUUUGAGGUUGGCUGGUUGGAAGCUGUAGAGGGACCCAGGUUGAGGUUGGCUGCUUUGAACACUGAAAGCCUUUAUGACUUCUCUGAAUGUCAUAACUGUUUGUUUCAUUAAAGUUAUACACCAGUUGAUUAUAGAAAAAACUCAAAGCUCUUUCAGUCCUUGACAGGUAACCUGCUUAAAACCUUAUUUGAUUAUGUCUUUUGAGACCUCUUUUCUGUUUUUUUAAGAAAGUGCUGACCAGGGCUGAAAGUAAUGUAGAAUAGAAGUAUAAAGGAAAAAAUGUUGGAAGAGAAGAACCCUGUCCCUCAGCAACCUGGUGCCUUCCAGAUGUUUUGUUCUCCCUUUGGCACCAACCAGCACAUCUGGAGGUCGCCUGGUUGGCAAAGGCUGCUGAAUCCUGAAUCAGGCAGUUCUCAGUUUGAAUCUCACCUCUGCCAUGACUUAAGCAAGGCCUCUCACCUUUCCGCUUCUGGGGAUCGUGAUACUGGACUACCAUCCAAGCUUGUUGACAAGAUUCCUAGGAGGAUGUGUACAUAAAGUGCCUUGGACAUGUCAUAUAAAUGGGUUGGGUGCCUUCUGAAACUUGCAGUGAUGGCCAGUGUAAUCAAAUUCAUGAAUACCAAUUUUAAAUUCAGAUUCAAGGAGUGCUGUAAUGAAUAUGGUCUGAGGCCAGGAAUAAAUUGCUGAGCCCUGUUUUAAAUGGCUACUGAACCUUGGAGUUAACAUUGUUUUAGGCGUUUCCCAUAUAAUCUCUCCUAGGGCUGAGUCAAAUGAACUUUAUUGGUUAGUAAGAAAGAUCUGGGAUGCGUGUGAAAGAUUUCAGGAAAAUCUCCCCUUCCUCGCGGUUUUCUCAUUCAUUUUGUUUGGCAUCUGUUUAGGGCAGGGGUGAACAGAUCAGUCUACUUCUAGUGAUGUUUUCACAUGUGUUCAUUCAGAAGCCUGUUUUAUGUUCAUUUACACAUCAGAAAUACCGUAUUUUUCCAUCUGUAAGACGCCCCCAUGUAUAAGACACCCCCUAAUUUGGGGGACUCAGGUUUAAGAAAAUGGGGGAAGAUGUAUCCGUGUAUAAGACACCCCCUAAUUUUUGACAUUAUUUUUUAGGGGGGGGGACCUAGUCUUAUACACAGAAAAAUACAGUAGAUGUAUUUAGGGCAGGGGUUGUCAACCUGGUCCCUACCGCCCACUAGUGGGCGUUUCAGGAUUCUAGGUGGGCAGUAGGGGGUUCUAUGGCACAAGCUGAAUCCUCCUUCCAGGAAUUUUACCAUCAAGAAAGAUGCAUUAGUGGGCGGUAGGUAUAAAAAGGCUGACUACCCCUGAUUUGGGGUCUACCCCCUAACCUUUUCCAUUCAGUAGUCUGGCUUCUAGUGCUUUGUAUGUUGGCCUUCCUGGUUAUGCUGGCAAAUAUGUAAUUUAAAUGUUCCUCCUCUGUACAAUGGUGAGGAACAGUAUAGCUAUGUGCUCUGAUAUUGCACAACAGUGUUGCCUUUUGUGCAGGAGAAGACGUGGGCCUUGUCUUGAGACAUCAUAUCCUGUUCAGCAUAGUCACCAAUUACUAGCACUGAUUGGGUGUGUCAUUUGUACACCUGAGGAUGCUCCCAUCUUCUUCUCGUGACUUCUAACCAUUCAGCUGCCUUUUUUCCAGGCUCAUGGAACCAAGCACCACUUGGGUAUUAAUUAUAAUUAUCAAAGGUCAUUGGGUAAAAGCCCCCGUUAAAUAAGUUUCAGUAAGAAUUUGGGGAAAUGUACUCAACAUUACACACGGGUGAUAUAUAUACUGUACAGUGUACCCAUUGUUGUCAAAUGUAAAAUGACUGAAAAUGAUUUGGUUCCAAUGUGAACUUAACAUAAUUCCUCUAAUUCCUAAUCAAAAGUUUGAGGAAUACUGACUUCCCAAGUCUCAGUCUGGAUCUGACUGACCAUUUCUGGUAUCAUUUUUUUACUAUUCAAAAAUAGCUUCUUCUCCAUCACUGCUCUUCUGGGGCCCAAAUGAGACAGCUUGCAGGGUUUCUGCCAGUCUGAAGAUAAAAUUGUGGUCUAGGUCACAGGUAGCCAACAUGGUGCCCUCCAGACGUUGUGUACUACAAUUCCCAUAAGACCCAGCUAGCACGUCCAGCCAUCAUGGAUUAUGACAGUUGUCCAGAACAUCUGGAGGGCACCAUGCUGAUGACUCCUGAGGUAGGUGGACCAGUGGCCUGACGUGGGAACCUUCCCGUGUGAGGCUACGUAAGCAGAAGUAUACAGAUCAAAGGAAGCCAUAGUUGCAUUCUGUUCUGCCUUGGUCAGCUCCCACUUGGGAGUCUUGUGUCCACCACAGUUUAAGAAGGAUAUGUGCAAGCUUAAAUGUGUGCAGAGGAGGCCAACCAGGAUGAUAAAAGGUCUGGAAACCAAGCCUUAUAAGGAAUGGUUAAGGGAGCUUGGUAUGUUUAGCCUGGAGAAGAGAAGACUGGGAGGUGAUAUGAUAGCCAUCUUCAAAUAUCUAAAGGGUUGUCACAUGGAAGAUGGAGCAAGCUUGUUUUCUGCUGCACCAGAGGGGAGGUGCUGAGCAAUAGAUUCAAAUGAUAAGAAAGGAGAUUCCAAUGAAACGUUAGGAAUAAUUUUCUGAUGCUAGGAGCUGUUUGGCAGUGGAACAGACUCCCUCACUGGAGUUUUUUAAGCAGAGGUUGGAUGAUCAUCUGUCAGGGAUUCUCUAGCUGUGAUUCCUACAUUGCAGGAGGUUGGACUAAAUGACUCUUGGUGUACCUUCCAACUCUAUGAUUCUGCGAUUCUAUUAAACAUUCCUAUGCUGCUUCCAAUAUCCAUUUACUGUUGACUAACUCUGUUAGGGAGCCAUUUGACUCCUCAGUAUUUUCUGCCCUGAGCCACUCCACAGUUAGGGUUUGGUCAAGAUGUUGACCCUGGGCUGCUGACUAUGUCAGUCUUAGUCAAGCUGACGUUAUGAUGAGACUUUGGGAUGUGUGUUAUGGCAUGACAUCAGCAAAUCUCCCUUGGCCAAGAAUUGCAGUGCAUGCAGGACACAGCUCACACCCUCCUGGUCCAGCGGAGGAAGGUCACUUACUCACCGGACAGGUACUCACGUCUUUAUCUGAUGUACCAACAUGUUAGGACUCAAACAGUGAGGAUGUCGCAUUUUCUUCCUCAUUCUAAAUGUGGAAGUCAAACAAGAGCAUGACUGGCUUCUUCAGAAAUGUUUGUUCAUUACAACAUCCAAUGUACCUGACCAUAUCCUCGUACGCCGCGUUAAUUCAUCCGAAGAAGGCUUCGCCAACCUGGGGCCCUCCAGUUGCUUUGGAAUUCUAUUCCAGCUGUGGUGGCUAUGGCUGAUGGAAUUGUGGUUCAAAACAUCUGUAGGGUCUCACAUUUGGUGAAGGGUGAUCUGAAGUAACUACAGUGCCUGGUUUCGUACACACAAGUGCCAACAAGGUUUAAGAUCCCUAAUUCACUCAUUACAGGUAUGUGAUGAAAAAGUGGAAAUAAGCCAUUUCUGAAUAGGGUUGCCAGGGCAGGAGCAUCCCAGACCCUGAGAUUUGAGAGCUCAAACUUGAGACCUGGGUGCUGUCUCUGGUGAUGUCACAGAGUUGGCCCCUGGUGAUUCUUCUUCUGUGCUCCCUCCCACCACUGAGCCCUGGAGACGGAAGUUAAUUGGGAGAGGGGAGGAGUGGGCAGAGGUGGGCAGACCAUUUCCCUCCAAGAGUCUAUGCCAUAAUUUGCAGCUGCCUCCUGCCAGGCUGAAGCUUGCAAGCUGCACACUCUUGCCCACCUGGAGAUUCAAGCCCUCCACUUGCCACCAGGAGGGAACCAAACAAACGUGGGGUCUACGGAUCAGUCCUGGAAAUCUAGCAACUCUAUAUCUGGGUGCCAGAAAAGUAUCUGUUUGGGAAUUUCAAAAACUCAUCAGCCAAAGUUGUUACACACCCUUUGUGGAAUAAUUGAAAAGUUCCUUGAUUUAUGAAAAAGGCCCCCCCAGCCCCCCCCCCAAUUCGACAGACAACAAUAUUGAGUGCUACCUUUUGAUGUGCUAGUGAUUAUUCCAAGCCCCUGGAAUAUAUGUCAUACUCCACCUGCUUGAUUGGGGCACUGAAUUUAGGCAGGGGAGAAUAAAGGAUUCUGCAUUUAGAGCUUACUGGGAAAGAACGCUGGCUGUAAAACCAUACACUUGUAUUAUGAGAUGAAGAAUGAAACAAUUAUUAUUAUUUCUGUAGUCCAAAAUAUCUGGAGGGCAGCAGGCUAGUAAAGGCUGCUUUAAGAUGAUAUGUAAUUACAGUAUUGCUUGACAACAAAACGGUUUGUGUCCCAAAGAACUGCUCCCCCCCUGUGGCACAAUGGGUCAGUGCGCCUGGCUGUUAACCAGAAAGUUGGUGGUUCAAGAACAAAACAGAGCACCUGGGUUCCUAUUCUAAGGGCUGCUACAGAGUUGGUGAGCCCGUGUGUGUCUCUUGCCUGUGCCACUUGAACUCCUCUGCUCAUUGAAAACCAUUAUGUCAUUGAAAACGAUUAUGUCAUGGAGAAAGACUCUAGUUUAUUCUUCUCUGGUCUCUGAACCCUGGUGUCCCCCAAGCCCUAAUUGAGUGCUCUAACCACUACACCACCCCAGUUAUCUGGACCCUUGGCCUGACUCAGCAGAAGCAUUCAUCCCCGGUUCCUUGUCAAAACAGUUCUGCGAGCUGAGCCAAGGCUCUGUCUCCUGAGUCAGCUUUGGCAAAAGCACAAGCACCACAUUUCUCGAUGGAAUUGGGUUCCCCGCCUCCAGACGGCCCUAACCAUUGAGAUCCCUGCCGCCUCUGCCGCCUUUGAAAUGGUGUUGCAUGCUGCUGUUUACCUUCCAGGUAUCUUUUGGCCAGGCGCCCGUUCCCUGGGUGUGAGAGGGCUGAUUCAGUCAGGUGGCAUGAGAAGGGAUGAGGAAGGAAGCUGAGUUCUCUCUCUCUCGGAUGCAGCCGUGUGGCAAAAGAGGCUUUUCUCUUUCAUGGUUAUGUUUUCUUUGCUGACUGAAUGCAGAGUCCUAAGCAAACACCAUUUACUGACACCACCUAAAAAACACAUAUCAGGUUUCUUGUGCCAGGUUCCUCUGGGCAAGGGGAUGUUUAGGUGUCAGGUAGCCUUGGUGCCCUGCAGAUGUUUUGCACUACAGCUCCCAUCAACUCCAACCAGUGCUAGCAGGGGAUGUUGGGAGUUGUAGUACAGAAGGGCCAUGAUGGUGGGGGCUGAUGGGAGUUGUAGUCUGAAACAUCUGGAGGCACCCCAUCGGUGCAAGCCAUCUUAAAGGAAAGGCCAGCUCUUUGCCACAAAGUCCUUCCUCCUGUGCCUCAGUUUCCUCUUUGAAACAGAACAGGAUGGGACUAAACUUGGAAGAUUUGUUUUGAUCCAGGAUCACAAUGUCCCCUGGCCUGGCUUAACAUUUCAGGGUUUGGGUUUCUUUUGAAGCUCUGUGCAGGUGGGAGAAUGAGGGGGUUGGAUUCUGAGGUGAAGUGAAACUGACUGAGAUGUUUCAAGCCACAGUCAGGGAAUGCCAAUUUGAAUGUUUCUAGAAAAAUAGCACCUUAGCCUGUGCCCUAGAUCUGCUAGUUUUCUCUUGUAGAGAGAAAACUCACUCCUUGAGAGCCAGUGUGGUGUAGUGGUUAAGAGUGGUAGUCUUGUAAUCUGGGGAACCAGAUUCGCGUCUCCGCUCCUCCACCUGCAGCUGCUGGGUGACCUUGGGCCAGUCACACUUCUCUGAAGUCUCUCAGCCCCACUCACCUCACAGAGUGUUUGUUGUGGGGGAGGGAGGGAAAGGAGAAUGUUAGCCGCUUUGAGACUCCUUAAAGGGAGUGAAAGGCGGGAUAUCAAAUCCAAACUCUUCGUCUACUCUUCUUAUUUCAUGCAAGGGGACGUACCAAAGGGAAACCCUCCACAUGGCAUCUGAAGUACUGUAAUCCAUUAUAUCACCUCAGAAGUUCAUACAGCCUAAUUCCCACCACAUUCUGGGGCAUGUGCAGAUCUCACCUCAGGGUCUCUGAGACAAGACUUUUCCUCAGGGUGAGAAGCUACCAGGCCCACCCUCCAGCUUUCUCCUUCUUGCAAUUUACAGUUUAACCCACUCUUUAUGUCUGGCGUGUUGUUCCGGACUAACUGUCCAUCCUACCUUCCCACCCUUCCUGCGGAAGAAAGUGGUGUGGAGGGAGAGACCCCAAUGAAGGUAUAAUCUACAGCAGCCGUUCUAUCGGGCUAUAAGAGCAGGAGAAGGACAGGCCUGUAGGGUUCUGUGGCCGUUCUACCAAAAGACCACCACCUUUUUACUUCUCCCUGAAAUACUUCCAUUUUAUCUGGUCAUUGCAAGAACUGUUUCAGAGAAAUAGUACCUGAGCAAAAUUAUUUUUUCCCUCCUCUUUUCCAGCCCCUUUUCCUUUUGUGUUGUGUCUUUAAGCCAGAGGGCAGGAACUGACUUACCACUGACAUUUGAAAGCUGUUUUGGCUGAAAAGCAGGGCAAAAACUUGUGACCGGCGAGGUGCAGGGACUCCAGCAAACUGCUACCUUCCUUUCCCCCAGCUUCAGCAGUAAAGCAGUAAUCAUGGUACCCUACUUUGCAGGGCUGUUGUAAGGUUACUGAGAAAACAUAGGCAGCAAAGUGUCUUUCUGGGUGCAAAUCUGUGCAAACGUUCUGGGAAGUAAACCCUGUUGCACUCAGUCGGACUUUCCCUGGAGUAAACAUGUGUAGGGUUGCACUGUACACCGUGUUGAUUACUUAAUUAAAAGGCCAUUGAGGAGACAUGGGUCACCUUGAGCUCAGUCACUGCCUCUCAGCCUAACCUACCUCACAGGGUUGUUGUUGUAGAGAUUAAAUGAGAUAGGGAGGAAGCCAUGCGAGCCACUUUGAGCUCCUUGGGGGAAAAAGGUGGGAUAUAAAUGCAAUAAAUAAGUAACAGCAGAGAGUUUACGGCAAUGAUAAGCUGCAUAUUUUUUUUUUUUUAAUGCAGCAAUUAUAGGCUGUGUUUAAAAAUAAAAUAAAACAAUGGGGCCCUAAAAUAAAAAAAAUCUACACUAGCUGGUGAAUCCCUUUUCCUGUACAGGGAGCUCCGCACGCACAGCCCCUCCUUGCCUGGGGAAGUCUCAGCAGUUUGCAGGCGGAGGGAGGAGAUCGCACAAGCUGUGGCAGAGCCCAGGUAUCUGUGCAGGCAGGUUUACCUGGACUCUCUGGCCUGUCCGCUUCCCUGGAGGCAGGAGGAGCCUUCUGCAGCCGGUGGUUCCGGCUCUGGAAAGGAUCCGCGGGAGGCCAGGCAAGGAGGACACCUCUGCUGCAGGGGCAGAAGGGCUUGAGGUGGGGUGGGAGCUGGGGGGGGUGGAGAGAGGGAGGGGGGCAGAGAGGCCCUUUUUCUAACAUGCCAUAAAAAUGCAGCCAGAUGCACAAGGUCUCCUUCAAAUGCAGUGAGGGUCCUUUCUGGUUCCUGCUUUUCUGUUUUGUGUGUUUUGUUAAAAUGUCACCAGUUAACGACAAAGAAAUAAGUUAAUGGCAAAGAAAGAAAUGUAAGCCCACCCACAAGCCACACUGUAGGGCUAUCCUCACCCGACUGCCAUGAGGUGAUCUCAGGGGCCAGUCCCUGCCUCUCGCUCUCACCUGCCUCACAGGGUUGUUGUGGCAGGGAUUGAGCAAAGAGGGGGGAGAACCAUGUAAGCUCCACAGAGAAAAGAGUGGAAUAUAAAGGCAAAUAAUCAUACAGUGGUACCUUGGUUUAAGAACAGCUUAGUUUAUGAACAACUUGGAUUAAGAAUGCUGCAAACCCGAGUGUUUUGGUUUGUGAACUUUGCCUUGGAAUAAGAACAUGUUUUGCUUCCGAUUGAGUGUGUUCCAUUUGUAAAUUGAGUCCCCCGCUGCUAUGGGAAAGCACGCCUUUGGUUUAAGAACAGACUUCCGGAACGGAUUAAGUUCGUAAACCAAGGUACCACUGUAAUAAUAACAACAACCAAAACCUCAUGCAAAGUGACAAGCGAGCGAGCUUUUGUGUCCUCCAGAGCUCUUCUUCAGGAUGGCUGUUAAGAGGAUGCAGCAGGGCAAGGUGGGGAGAGAGGAAUAGAGAGAGAGUGAGCUAGAUACAGUGGUACCUCAGGUUACAGACACUUCAGGUUACAGACCCCGCUAACCCAGAAAUAGUACCCCGGGUACUAUUUUGCUUCAGGAUGAGAACAGAAAUCGUUCUCCGGCGGCACGGCAGCAGCAGGAGGCCCCAUUAGCUAAAGUGGUGCUUCAGGUUAAGAACAGUUUCGGGUUAAGAACAGACCUCCAGAACGAAUUAAGUUCUUAACCCGAGGUUAACCUUGGUUGUUGAACUUAAUCCGUUCCAGGAGUCUGUUUUGACUCCCAAAACCGUUCGAAAACCAAGACGUGGCUUCCGAUUGGCUGCAGGAGCUUCCUGCACUCAGUCAGAAGCCACGUUGGAUGUUCAGCUUCCAAAAAACAAUCUGUGUUUGUGGUGUUGGGGAGCCAAGCCAUUCAACAACCAAAGUACCACUGUACUUUUAAAGCCUGCAGACUUUGAGGCUUCAGCAUCACGCCCAGGAUUUUCUCCGCUCUGCUGCUGUUUUACUCAACAUUCUGCUGAAUUGUCCUGGAAUGCUUGGACCUUGGGUAGCACUGACAUUGCCCAGAUUAGUGAUGUUUUUAUCAUCUCUAUUUCAGGGCUCUUCUGUUUGGGCCACAUUUUAUUCUGUUUCCCCCAUACUUACCAGGCACUGGUCUGAGCAGUUUUUCUUUUGCCCUCUCCACUUUCCCUGAGAAAGACCCGUUGUUUACUGCUGAAUUGGGACAAGUGUCAAUCUGCAGGGAACCUGACUGAUGUUCCUUAGGAUUCAGUGGUAAACAGCUGGUUUCCCUGGAGGAAGUGGGAAACCUCUCGGAAUCAUGCCUAGAAAAAAUGGGACAAGCAGAUUCAAGUGAGGAUGAGCCCUUAAUAGACUUUUUGGGGGUAUUGUUUGAAUUCUAUUAUGGUGUAAAUAUUUUUUCUAAUGAUUAUGUUUCAUAUGAAUUUAGCUUUUUGUUUUUUACCCUUUUUUGUAUAUUAUCCCUAUACCUGUGAGUAUAGGAUGGUAUACAAAUUGUUGUUGUUGUUGUUAGCAUAUGCUGCCUUGAGUCCCGGUCCAGUGAAAAAGUGGAAUUAUUAUUAUUAUUAUUAUUAUUAUUAUUAUUAUUAUUAUUUAUUUCUAUGCCACCUACACACAGAUGAGCUUGCGGGUUGUCACUUAACCCUUCCCUGUCUCCUCAGGUGUGCUGGCAAAAAUCCUGGCAUCCCAGAACAGCAUCACUGCGGUGCUUGGCAAAGAUGUGGUCCUCCCCUGUUCCUACCAGGCCUCAGAGGGCGAGAGGGUGGUUCAGAUCACGUGGAUGAAGCGGCGGGAGGACGGGACAGCCCAGGAGUUGGUGGUGCUGAACUGGCAACACGGGACCUACGUGCAGGAUCCCUAUUCAGGGCGAGUGCUGCGACAGUCCGAAGGAACCCUAGAAGAUGGCUCCAUCCUGCUGAAGAAUGCGGUGCAGGCCGAUGAGGGGGCAUACGAGUGCCACCUCAUUACCUUCCCUGGGGGCAGUUUUGAGUCCAGCCUGACCCUCAAGAUCCUAGGUAAGGACCUCCUAAUGAACCCUCAAACUGAGCCCUGGGUCUGACUUGGGUGGUAAAUCUCUGUCUGGGCUGGCUUCAGGUGAGGGUCCGCAGAACUGAAUGCUGUGCAGUUAAAACCAAUCCCUGCACGUACAAAGCUAGCAUAUCAGGGAAAACGCUCUUACAUUAAUCUUCCUGACAUGCUAGUGUUGUUGUUUUUUAUCUUCAGGGAUUAUUAUUUUUAAAAAUGCAUAUAUUGGAUUAUUGGAUAUUACUUUAUCUGAUAGAAGUUGCUUAUUUUAAAGCCAUAUUUUUAUCGUGACUUAUUUGCUUUGAAUUGGGUUGUUUAUGGGAUGUGCAACCCUUGUUGCAUAUUUUGUGCUUUCUACCAGCAAGCAGAUUGCCUUGGGUAUAGCAGUGCAAAAAAGGGGGGGUACAAAUUAAAAGUGAAGUGCAUAUACAGUGGAACCUCAUUUGCCAAACGCUUCGGAAGCCAAACAAUUCGGAACCUGAACAGCAACAACCCAGAAGUGAAUGCUUCCAUUUUUGAAUGUUUUUCAGGAGUCGAAAGGCUUCCGGGGAGUUUUUUUCUUUUUUCCCCAUUGAAGUUGCUGGCAGCCCUUUGAUCCUUGGUUGUCGAAUGUUUUGGAAGUCGAACGGUCUUCCAGAACGGAUGACGUUCAACAACCGAGGUUCCACUGUAUGUCUUUGCAUGGAGAAGUAUUCAUAUACCCCAACCUCUGCUUGCAGCCUGAAGUCUGAAUCUCAAAGUGUACACAACCCCACACACACAUACCAGCACAAACUUCAUCCUGGUGUAAUCUGACGGGUGGGAACCAGUUCCUUUGCUGAGUUUCUGGGAAUGUUCACACUAAAUCUGUCAUCCACCAUGGCUGUUAAGCCACUUUAGGGGUCUUCUUUCAUAAAAUCAUAGAUUUGUAGAGUUGGAAGGGAUCCCCAAGGGGUCAUCUAAUCCAAUCCACCACACACACACCCACCCACCCGCUGUGCAGGAAUCACAACUAAAGAAUCGCUGGCAAGAGGCCUCUAGCAAAGGAGAGCCCUCCACCUUUCCAGGGAGGCCAUUCCACUAUCUUUCCCCCCCCAGAAAAAGUUUUUAGUCAUUUUAUAAUACAAAUAAACAACACAGGAAAACAAACAAUACAAACAGAUUCUUGUCUUAUCCUUAUUCUUUCUAAACAUUGUUAGAUGGGCUUCCCCAAGUCCCCCCUAUCUGAUUUUCAUUUUACCUCAUCUUUAGCAGUUUACAUAUAUAAUAAUUUCUAACCAUUUUUUUUAAUCACACUUACUUUAACCAUAAAAAUCUUCACAUUUUAUCACUUGCAAAUAAUACUAUUUUAAAAUACACUAUCUUCUACUUCUAACCCUGCAGCCUAAAUCCACUUCCAAAGCUAUUCUAAGAUUUAAAUGUUAACAUAUUUUUUCAAAUAUUCCUUAAACUUCUUCCAAUCUUCUUCCACCAUCUCUUCUCUCUGGUCUCGGAGCCAUUCCACUAUCUUAACCGCUCUUUGCCCUCGGAAAGUUCUUCCAGAUAUUUAGCCUCAUUUUCCUCUUCCUCUGACUGCAGUUCCCCCGUUGCCCACCUUGAACCUCGGCCCCCCGCUGGAGGAGGGGCAGGGCCGGACUCUGGCUGCCUCGUGCACUGCGGAAGGGAACCCCGUGCCCACGGUGACCUGGGAGACGGAAGUGCGCGGCACGGACAGCAGCCGCGUGUCCUCGCACCCCCGCUCGGCCUCCGUCACCAGCGAGUUCUACGUGGUGCCCGGGCGGAGCAUGCACGGCAAGGCCCUCACCUGCAUCGUCUCCCACCCAGGGCUGCAGCACAAGAAGAGGAUCACGCACACCCUCAACGUGGCAUGUGGGUAUCUGCCGGCCCUCUGGGGUGGGUCAAACCAUCUCCGCACAGAAGGGGUGGUGUGGGGACUUUCUGGGCACAAGGGUCACUCACAUCCCCUCAGGGACCUACCUUUCAAGGACAAUGUGCUUCUGGCGGUUGUGGCCAGAGGCAAAACUAGCCAGAGCCACAAGGUUAGCUCUUAAGUUUAGGCCGUACAUUUAAGGCGCAUUUAAAGCAAAUGGCUGUGGGGAACGGUAGUUUCCACAACUGAGCUACAUUUCCCCAGAAUCUGUGGAAAACUACAGUUCCCAGAGUUCUUUGGGGGAGGUUAUGUGCAGUGGAUGUGCUUUAGAUGUAUGGUGUGUGGCCUGUUGUACAUAGAAAGUCAGUUUUCUCUGUGUGUACACACACACACACACACACACACACACACACACACACACCCCUCCAUUCUCCAUCCGAGCAAGUAAAAGGCAGGAUCACAGUUGAAAGGCACAUUCCCACCAAGAAAAAGGACCCAAGGAGGGUGCUGUGCAAGCCAGCCAGGGGUGGGGUCUAGGGAGGUGGACAUUGCAUGAGAACAGUCCUGAGGGCCAGAUAGGAAAGCCCAAAGGAGCCAGCUUUUGACCUGGGCCUGUCGUGCCUCACCACUGUCAAACCAAGAUAUCUGGCCCAAAGCUAAGGCCAAACAGUGAUUUAGCACAAUUCAUGAAUUCGAUCCAGCAAUCUGUGAAUUUUAUCGAAUCAUUUUACUGAUUCUUUAGCAUCUUUAUUUGGGAGUAAUUCCUGAACUUCUGAGUAGAUAUGAGCAGGCCUGUGCUGUUAAUCUCCAACUUCCGCACACACACGUGGGAUGUCUUUGAGACCUUUGAGCACGUAGCUCCUUGAGGGGAACUCUGCUGAGAACCCUCAGCACCCUGAACAAGCCACACUUCCCAGGAUCCUCUGGGGGAAGCCUUGGCAGUUUAAAGUGGUGAGAUUCUGCUUUAAAAUGCACAGUGCAGGGGACAUGGGCUGCUCUCUCCUCUCUGCCACUUUGACCUCUUUUAACAUUGCCUCCACGCAGAUCUGUCGGAUGCCUCAGUCCUGGGCCACGAAGAGGGGGAAGAUUGGGUCGCAGGAAAGGAAGGGGCAUUCCUGAAGUGCCUCGGAGAUGGGAACCCACCUCCCACGUACAACUGGACACGGUCAGUCGCUUUUCUGUGGUGCAAGAGAUGGCUCUCUCUUUCUAAACAGGGAAGAGGCCUGGAGUUUUGUUUCUUUAUUCAGCAUGGGGCAGUUGCCAGAGGCAGAAAAGUAGGUGUGGCCAGAGGCCAAGGGUGGGUGUGGCCAGUGGGGGUGACUAUAGGUAGGUAGUGGGUGUGGCCAGAGGCAAAGGCAGGUGGAUUAAUGGCUAUGACUUUUACCUUUUCACAGUAGGCUACAUUCCAGCCUUAGAAAAGUAAGGCAUUCCUACACACACCUAAGCAAAAGGCAUUUUUCACAUCUUGAGCAUACAUUCCAGCAAAAGCACUUGAGGAGAGAGCAUGGAGCAGGAACCCUGAGCAAGUGUAAACUGGGAAGGGGGGGCAUGGCCCAAAGAGAACUCCGAGGGUAAGAUAGAGAGGUCCCAAGGGCCACAUUGGGCCCCUGGGGAUCCAGCCCCACCUCUUUCGUGGUGAUGAGAUUAGAAUUUCAGACAAGGACGAAGAAGAGCCAGAUUCAUAUCUGUCAGGGGGCUCUCUGGUUUAGCUCGGACCGAUCAGACUCUCUCACCCUAACUUGUCUCGCAGGGUUGUUGUGAGGAUAAAAUGGCGGCGGGGGGGGGGGGAAUAGGACACAUGGCCCGCAUAUGCUCCAGCUGCUUAAGGGAAAGGUAGGAUAGGAAUGUGAAUCGUCUGGAGUUUUUUAAAAUCAAAGAAUGUAUACCUGACUUUUUAAUUCCAGGAAUUUACGCAGUAGUCAUUUAUUAAAUUUGUAUGCCGCCUGCCCUGGAGCCUCUAGGCAUUCGGAAUAAGAAAUGCAAUUAAAAAUCCAUACAUGCAAUUGUAUAAGAACAUCAACAGCCCAUCUCUCCAGCUGAAACAUUUUGAAAACCGUGCUUGCCGUAGGAGCCAGUUUGUCUAGUCUGCAUCCCAGAUAAAUCACAAGUCUUGAUCUUGUCCUGGUUUUUUUUCUUUGGAGGAUGCUUUGUUAAAAUCGAUUUGAAUUCUGCAGAUGCCCUAUCUCUGAACAAUGUGUGGCUGCAUCUUUAUCUCUUACCCACUCAUGUAACAAUGUACACGCACGGAUUUGAAGGUGGCAUGCUGUGGUCAGUCUGCCAUUUCGUACAUGGAAAUGGGCAAAAGCGCUUUGAGGUGUUGGUAACAGUUUGCAGGACAGACACUGCCUUGACUUUUAGAAGAGUGUUGCAGUCAGCCCCAGUCUCCAAACAGCGAGAGACUCCAGGGGUGCCUGCACUUACCCAGGGUUCAAUUUCUUUGGAAUGAAGUGCCAGUGGAGACCGUGGUGCCUUUUGGAUAUAUGUUUUUGCUUGGCUUUAAAAGAAAAUCAUACAGAUUUAUGGAGAAGAAGGUUAUAACCACGAUGGAGACUGUACUCUGCCUCCACAGUUGGAGGCGGUAAUGCUUCUGAAUACCAGUUGCAGGAGAGGAGAGGCCACUCUGAGAACAGGAUGCUGGACAAGAUGGGACAUGGCCCUAAUCCAGCAGGGCUCUUCGAAUGUUCUUAUAUCCUACCCUCCACUUGUUACAGAAGCCCUGUGCAUUGCAGAUGAUUCUUGGGUGUGUUUUUCACAAGUCCAUUCUGCUCCCACCAUAGCUGUCAACCUUCCUUUUUUUUGCGGGAAAUUCCCUUAUUCCAGCGCCGUUUCCUGCUGCUAUCCCGGAUUGUUAGAUAUCCCAUAGACUGUCCCUGGGACAGGUGAGGCUGCUGAUCCCUUAUUUUUGAGGCUGCUGAUCCCUUAUUUUCAAAUCUGAAAGUUGACAGCUAUGGCUCCCACUGUCGAUGACCAGGCCUCAUGGGGCCUCAGCAUUGUCUGACAUGAACAAAGAGCCCGGUCAGUAGUGCAGCUGGGUCUUGGAACCAGAAGGUCCCCAGGUGACCACCCAGAGAGUGGCAGGUUAUGGGAGCCACACCCAACAAGCCUGGCAUUGGCACCUUGGCUGCUAGAAGCAUGGCAGGGCCCACUGGGGCAGGUGUUGGUUGCUGUAGAAUCCUUUCUGUAUUUUUUUAAGGUGGCCAUGAAUGCACAUGGUAAUAGAUUCUCACUUGAUUAUCCCUUUCUACAACAGAAUGGUGCUUGUUAUUCCCAGGUAAAAUGUAUUUAGCAUCAGGGCAGCAGAAGCAAAUGCCGUUUUGUUCCUGUAGUCAUGAUGGUGCUGUGAAUUCAAGGCAGGCGUGCAACGUGCUCAGAGCAUUGAAAGAAAAAUAAAUAAAUCCAGAGUUGGCAAACUGUUUUUGUUUGUUGCUGUGAGAUAUCAAGAAUGUAGAAGCAUGGAAUUAGGGGAGAGAGAGUACAGAAAUGGGAAGUAGGUGCUUUACAACUGGCUACCCAAAGGGGGCACCUUGCAAGACCCUUAAGGCCAGGUUCUAAAAUGACCCAGCUGCACCAGUAAGCUUCUCCCAGUAAGCAGUCCCCAGUAGGCUUCCAAGGAGCUCCUCACAGAUGCCCUAGAAAAACAGAGUUGAAGAACCCCUGGCCUACUAGGACAAAGUGGGCAUGGCAGGCUGGGAAGAGUUCCGUGGCAGAGUGCCCUCUCUGCAGGCAGCAAGCAGCUCAGCUUGAAGCCAGGGGGAAUGAAUCCUGCCCUAGCGCUGGGAGCCUCUGGAGGCAGCCUGUGCCCGUUAGGGAGAGCAACAGCCGAGCCAGCCCCCACCCCUCAAGCACCCGCCCCUGGGGCAAUCCCUAACCCACGUGACACUUUCCCGGGAUGCAAAUCCAGGAUUGCACCACCAGAGGAGUCUGGGGCCGCUUGGCAUCUCCCAGCGCCAGCCUUGGACGCCUGCCUGGCCCGCCUGACACCGUCUGGGUGCCAGCUACGAGGUGCGUUUCCUGACGUCCCACAGAGAGCUGGCGAGGCUUGCUUCUGGCAGCCCCUCUUGCCCCAGGCGCCCAGGCUGGGGAUCCUUCCCUCCUGCCCCCCAAAAGGCAGCUGCAGUAGUGCAUCUGGGUGGCAACCACUUGCCCGCCUGGCCGUUCCAUUCCCAGCCAGCCAGUGGUGCACCUGAUCUGGGCUGGCUGCCGCAGAGAGCUCCCACGGAUCCCAUUCAAAGGGAAGGCUGAUCCUCCAUAAACACUUAUUCAUCACUCAGCCAUCCCGGCCUGCCUCUCGAGCUCUUUUUUUUUUUUUUUUGCGCUCCGAGGGACUGGCUGAGACUUGCUGUGGGUUUCGGGGAAGCAGCCCCGGGCCAAGAUGCACCUUGUAGCAUUUUGUGGUGAGCGAAGGUGGCGGGGGGGGGGGGGAGAGACGGUGAAAAACCAGCCAAGUCAGCACAGGGCUGGGGGGUGGGCGUGGUGGAUGGAUGAGGCUUUGCACAGGCCAGGUUGUCGGGGGGGGGGCAGGAAUGAGAUUCUUUUGAGGUCUGCCUGCCUUUUAUAGAGGUGCAGCAGUUCGGCAGGAAACAUGGCCUCUGUAGAAAGCUGCACAGCUGCUUAUCGGGCAGAAAGUGGCCAGGAUUUCAUCCUGCUGGCAUGCCUGCAAAGGCCGAGGUCUCAGUGUCAGUACAGUCAUACCUUGGAAGUACAUUCGACUUCCAAAAUGUUUCGGAAACCAAGGCGUGGCUUCCAAUUGGCUGCAGGAAGCUCCUGCAGCCAAUCUGAAGCCGUGUCGGACAUUCGGGUUCCAAAGAAUGUCUGCAAACCGGAACACUCACUUCUGGUUUGCGGCAUUCGGGACCCAAAACAUUCAACUCGCAUGGUGUUCGGGAUCCAAGGUACAACUAUUGUCCUUUUCUGCAGAAAAAGUGAGAAGGCAGGGUGGAUAGUUAUCCUGGAACAAAUGCUGGAAAUGAACUGUAAACUGGGGUGGGGGAUAGAAAGCUGGAAGGUGGGUCCCUUGCCCUGGAGGCCCUGAGAUGAGAGCUGUACAUGCCCCUAGCACACAUUUGGAGUACCCUGAACAAAAUUGCCUUUUAAAAUUAAAAGUAAAAGUAUCUAAAGGGUAGACCUUGGUGACCAUUUGUUUUUUAAAUAUGGCAUGAUUUUAUUAGGCAAAGAUUGAGGCACCAUCAGUAAAUGCAAAUGUCUGGCUCAUUUAAAACUAUCUAGGACCUUUAUUUUCAAUAAAACUGACGGAACUAACUGGUGGAGAAUACUUUAAAAAAAAAUCUUUAUUAUUUGUAAAGGGAAUAUCGAAUCAAUACUUUAUUAUGCCUUUGGGGCUGUGCUGUGUCUUUGUACUGCAACGCUUUAUGGGUUAAACCAGGGGUUUUCAGCCCAUGUACCGUGGUACCCUGGAGUGCCUUGAAUGAUAGGGGUGCCACGAGCAACACUGGCCUUUGUCCCUCUGAUGCCUUCUCACAUCUCUGCCUCCCAAAGGCUUGCACAGCUGUUUGUUGCAGCAGCCCUGGCUACCACUCCCCAGGCGAAUGGUGCCUCUGGCGCUGAUCAGGGGGUGGUUUGAGAGACCAGGGGCGGCGGCAGUAGCUGCCCAGAAGUCUCCCAAGGAGAAGAGAGAAGAGAGGAGGCUGAGGGAAUACUCCACAAGGGACAGUGUUCAAAAUGGGGUGACAAGCUGUCCAUAACUGGGCUCCUGAGCCUCACAGGGGUGCCGCAGAAAGAAUGUACGGUAGUUGGUCAAGGGAACCGUAUGGACUCAAAAAGGUUGAAAACAUCUGGUUUAAAGUGUUGGUUCUUUGUUUUCUUUCCUUUUGUCAUGUUUGCAUGUGAACAAAUCAAUAACUUUAAAAGGCGGUGGGGGGAAGGAGCUAAAUGAAGGGAGAAAAGUUUUGCCCUUUGCAAACACUGUUAAACGCAUGUGUGUGUGUGUGUGUGUGUGGACAAGAGGCUCCUGUUGAUGCACCCAUGCGCAGUGCACAUAUGUCCUCGCUCUUUCCCCACAUGCAGAUGUCUUCUCCCACAUCAGUGUCAGUUGUGUGUGCGUGCGAGUUGGGAAGGGCACGGCGCUGUUGCCUCGGCCGGGCUCCGCUCGCCGGCUCAGACGCUUUGCCGAAUCUCUGCGCAGAGUUUGGGGUGCUGUCUGGACACGCUCCGGCACCCAGCUCAGCUAUGCAAGAGACCCGUGGGAAAAGGGAAGGGAUCCCUUUGAUUUCAGCACCUAUUGUUCAUGAUGUCAUGGCUGACCCCGCCCUCCUCUUCCCUGCCCCCCCUCCCCUUGUGCCCCACACCUCCCCUCGCGAGCCUGGACAUGUUGCUGAGGCGGGGAAGCGGCAGAAAGGGCGAGAGCAUCUGGUUCAGGAGUUCCUGGCCCUUGCCAUUCCUCUUUUCCUCUUGCGAGGCGUCUUUGGGGCGGUGCCUCUCCCUCUGGCGAAGGCCCCCUGACACCCCGCAGCCGAAAAUAGGGACAUACUUGCAAUGUUUUUAAGAGAAAAGGUGAGGAAGAGGCAACACAAUGGAAGUGUAGAAAAUUACACAUGGAGUGGAGAAAGAGACCUUUUCCCUUCCCCUUUCAGCAUAAAACUGCUUCAAAUCCCCACUCAGCCAUGAAGCUCACUUGGUGUGAUCUUGGGCCAGCUGCUGCCUCUUAGCCUAACCCACCACAUAGGGUUGUUGUGGGGAUUAAAUGAGGAGGGGGAGAGCCAUGUAUAUCACCUUGAGGUCCUUGGAGAAGAAGGGUGUAUAGAAAUGCAAUAGAUAAAUACCAGUAAAUCUGGAGUAGAAAAUGUACAUACACGGCUCUGCGUACAGAGAGUUCAUGGUGUGGUGGUUGGAGUGUUGGACUAGAACUUGGGAGACCAGGGUUCAAAUCUUCACUUGGCUGUGAAGUCCACUGGGUGACCUUGGGCCAGUCAUGGCCUCUCUGCCUAACUUAACCUCACGGGGUUGUUGUGGGGAAUAGAGGAGGGGGAGAGCCAUGUAUGCCACCUCGAGCUGCUUAGAGAAAAGGCUGGGAUAUAAAUGCAAUUGAAUGAAUGAAUGAAUGAAUGAAUGAAUGAAUGAAUGGAAAUUUAGGACAUCCCAUGAAUGGUUCAGGACAGAUCACAGAAAGUCCUUCAUUCAACGCCUAGUUAAACCACAGAACUGGCUCCCGCAGGAGACAAUAAUAGCCCACCAACUUGGAUAGAUUAAAAGAAGUUUGGACAAAUUGGAUGGAUUGAAAGAAGUUUGGACAAGUUCAUGGUACAGGCUAGCGAUGGCUCCUAGCCACAGUGGCUCAGCUCUGCCUCCAUGGUCAGAGAGGCAGCAAUGCUUCUGAAUAUUGGCUGCUAGAUAACACAGGACCAGGUGACCUUUCAUCAAAUGAUGCAGCAGUGUGUGUGUGAAACUGCCUGUUUGGGAGGUGAUGAAUAGACACCUCUCUGUGACUUAGCAGGUGCUGCACAUCUUGAGCAGUUGAGUUCAGGGCAUUGGCAAAACUCUAGGUGUCAAAAGAAGACCCAGCAAGAAUCUGGGUCCGCAGAGAUAAAGAUGUUUUCCCCACCCCUUCCUGACUUGGUCUCCUCUCUCUGCCCAGGCUGAAUGACCCCCUCCCCAGCGGAGUGAAAAUCAAGGGAGACACCCUGCUCUUCCAGAGACCCCUUAACUCUGAAGAUGGAGGCGUCUAUGUCUGCCAAGUGGCCAAUGGCUUUGCAACCAAGGAGGCGGAGACGACCAUCAGCAUAAAAGGUACCAUUCUGGGACAGCUCAGAAACAGGCGGCAGAGCUGAUUUGGCUUGUCUAUGCUAGACAACAGCGCAGGCCACAUUCACACCAUAGCUUUCAAGCACUAGGGCACUGCAUUAAACCGCCAUGGCUUCCCCCAAACAGUUUUGGGAGCUGUCAUUCAUGAAGGGUACUGAGAGUAAUUAGGAGGCCUCUAUUCCCCUAACAAAACCUACAGUUCUCAGAAUUCCUUGGGAAGAGGGAUUGACUGUUAAACUACUCUGGGAAUCAUACCUCUGUAAACACUCAUUUCAGUGUUUCUUUUAAAAGUAAAAUGUUUUUUAAAAAAACUUAAAAGAAACCUGCUCCAGUGUUGAGGGUUGGUGACGUGCCCAUUUCUAGCCAAUCUGUGCUGUGCCCACCACUAGCUGUACACACACAUUUUUUUGUUUCCUCAGAAUUUGAUAUAGGGGAGAAGAUAGGGGACUAGGUCCUCCCCCCCACCCAAUGUGUGGUGGGGGAAUAAAAGGGCUUGCCUUCCCUCCUCUCUCACCUGGCAGCCAUGGGAGAAUUUUGCCUCUCCUUGUAAGGAAGCCACUCCUUCUGUAACUCUCUAAAGAUCUGUCCUUCAGAGGAACUGGUGCUGUAGGACUUUGGGCAAGGGGGUGAUUUGUGGGUUUCUUCCAGUCCCAUGCAGAGAAGCUCAAAGUGGACUUCAUGCAUCACUGCCAUGGCCUACUCACCUCUCUUUUCUUGUCUCUCCCAACAGGCAACCGGGCCAAGCAGGUGGACGUGGUCUCCAUCUCCAUGAUUGGGGCAGGACUUAUCUCUGUAGUACUGCUUGGCUUGCUGGUCCUGGUGGUCAUACUCAUGACUUGCUACCACAAGAGAAAGACCAAACGCAUCACUGAGAAAUAGUAAGCAAAUGGGGAUAGGACCAUAGAAUUGGAAGGGACCCAAAGUGUCAUCUAGCACUUCACAUGACAUCGUUUUGGUGUUAUUAGCCCUCUUCUCUGAUGCCAACCGUAAUCACCUUGGUCCCCCCGUUACGCUUUGAGCCGGACUAAGGAACUAGAUUUGGCUAGUGGGCUGGAUUCUUACCUUCCCCCCCACACACUGUGGGCUAAGUUUCACAGGUGAGUGGGGACACCCACCUGCCAAUCACUUGGCAUCACGAUGACGCCUGUAUGGACAAUCAGCUGAUGGUUGGGGCUUGCAGAGCACCUCGUACAGAGGCGUGCAAGCCCUGGCAAUCUGUUGGUCAUCGGGGCUUUUCAGUGCCCUUUGGUCCAGCCACAUGCUUGCCUGCCCCACCCCUGAGGUCAUACAACCUACGCAGGGGUUGUGUUCUGGGAAUCACACCAUGCUGAAUCUCUAGUGGCGGAGUGUCCCAUAGGACCAGGCCAGCUACACCAAAGGCUUGGUUUCUCGUCAUUGUGAAAUGAGCCCCGCCAACUCAGGGUAUGACCAACAGCACUUCUGCAGAUAAUCUCAGGGGCUGAGCUAGGCUCUCUGGGUUCAGGCUGUCCCUGAGGCACCCUGGAGCUAAGUUGUUAUGGGCUUCAUUAAAUUAAUUUGAACAGUGAAGCUUCUGGGCAAACUAAGAGACCUGGCAACCAUGCCCCCUGGUGCCACGUCUGGUGCCUUGGCACACAGUGAGAUAUUCCUGUUAGGCAGAGGGCAAGGGGGGAAGUAGCUGUCUCACCUGGCUUCUCCCCCUAUUUGUGUCCGGCAGUGAAGAAGAGCUGACCCUGACCAGGGAGAACUCCAUCCGGCGCCUCCACUCCAGCCACAGCACUGACACCCGGAAUCAGGUGAGGGUCAAACAAAAACAUGUUGGAAGUCCUGGGCCACAGGGAGGUUAGGCUGGCCUCAACCAGAGCUAGGGCUUUUUUGGCUGUGGCCCUGAUCUGGUGGAACGCUCUGUCACAAGAGACUAGGGCCCUGUGGGACCUGACAUCUUUCCGCAGGGCCUGCAAGACAGAGCUGUUCCACCAGGCCUUUGGCCAAGGCAGAGUCUGACCCCUUCCUUUGAUAAUCCUCAUAGAACUCUAGCCCAAUGGUUGCCAUUAAUUUGAUUUUGAAUUGAUUUUAGAGUGAAUUGAUUUUAGAAUGCUGUGUUACUUUUAUUGUUGUUAGCCGCUCUGAGCCCGGCUUCGACUGGGGAGGGCGGGAUAUAAAUAAAUUAUUAUUAUUAUUAUUAUUAUUAUUAUUAUUAUUGAGAGUGUGGGAGUCCCUGUGGAUUGGCUGGGGAGGGAUAAGAAGGCACAGACUGGGCUUUUCCAUGGAAAGGAAGUGGGUGGGGAUAGAGAGCCCCCUCUCCUUUCAUAAAACUGUAGGGUUGGAAGGUAACAUAAGGGUCAACUUGUCCAGCCCCUUGCAAUGAAUGCAGGAAUCCCAGCUAGAGAAUCCCUGACAAGCUAUCCAACCUUUGUUCAAAAACCUCCACCGCUGCAGGAAAUAAGCAGUGCUUUGCUUGAUCUGGGCAUCUCAAGUCUCAUACAGUUGGCCAGAUGGCUCUGGGAGGCUCAGACACCAUCCUGGUCUGCACAGGUAGACUGCCUCUGAACUUGGAGGCGCCCAUUUAUCCAUGGCUCGUAGCAGGGCUUCCCCACACAACUCUGAGCUUUAGAGCUCCACGUCUGAGUGUUUUGCUCAAUUGGGGCAAACAUCAAUCUGGGUUUUCCAUUUGCUCCGAUUCAGCUUUAAAGAGAGGGUUUUUGCUCCAGUGCAAAAAAAAAAAAAAAGGCCCUCAGACACAGAGCUUUAAAGCACAGUCGGUGCCUGGAAGGAACAGAGGAAAGGUAAGUGAUGAGAAGCCUGCAGUUGAUAGAACUGUGAAGCCUCUUUUUCUCCUCUUCCUUUGCUGCAGAGCUGAGCCCAUGGAAGUCCUUCAGCACCCUCUAGAGGGAGCAAGUGGAAUAAUGUAAACACGCACACAAGCCACCUUUCUAAAUAUGAGAAGGGCUGAGCUCAGAUCUUACUUGAGGCCACCUUCUCUGACCUGGGAAAUGCUUGUGGUUGCCUCACCUCAAAGAGGAUAUUGCAGAGUUGCAAGAAAGGUUCAGAAAAAGGGCACCAAAAAUGAUCCAGGGGAUGGAGCUGUUGCUCCCCUACAAAGAAAGCUUCCAGCGUUUGGGGCUUACAGGUGGGGCGGGGGGAAGAGGCGACACGAUAAAAGUUUAUGAAAUCAUGCACGACAUGGAGGAAGUAGAGAGAGAAAAGAUUUUCUCCCUCUUUCAUCAUAACACUAGAACUCACGGGCAUCCAGUGAAGCUGAAGAUUCAGGACAAUUAUUUUUUUAAGUGACUUCUUCACGCAGCGCUUAGUUAAACUAUGGAACUCGCUUCCAUAGGGGGCAGCGAUGGCCACCAACUUAUCGAGUCAUAGAGAAGGGUCAUCUAGUCCAACUCCCUGCAAUGCAGGAAUCGCAGCUAAAGAAUCCCUUUGGAUGGCCCUAAGGGAGGCAGAUUCAUAGAGGAGAAGCCUAUCAGUGGCUACAGGCCAUGGUGGCCAUGCUGUGUCUCUAGAGACAGUAGUGCUUCUGAAUACCAGUUGCUGGAAACCACAGGAGGGGAGAGUGCUGCUCUUGGGCUCGGAUCCUGCUUGCGGGUUCCCCAUGGUGGAUGGAGUCUGCUUGACCACUGCGAGUGCAGGAUAUUGAACUAGAUGAACCAUUGGCUUCCUCCAGCAGGCUUUGUACACAGUCAGUCCCCAGGUUCUCCAAAGCUCAGGUGGCUUGAUUUGAGAACCAAAUCAGAGCUCAGUAAUAUUUAUAUAUGACUCUUACACCCUGCCUUAUAUGCCUGCAAGGGGCUCAAGGCGGCAGAUGUGGCUUCAUCCCCCCCACAUUUCCACCUCGCAGCAACCCUGCGUGGUAGGUUAGAGAGAGAGAGAGAGAACGGACGAGUGGCUUAAUUGUGGAGUGGGUAACUUUUAACAAGCGCUGCAAGUUUCACUUCUCUGUUACCAUCUCUUCGCCAUCCCUUCCCUUCCCCAUGCCCUCGUUUGUUUUCAGAUGGAAGAAAACCUUCCCUUGAGGUCAGAGAGCCGGCAGGGCAGCUUCCGUGGGGACAGCCUUUGCCGGGAGAGCCUGCGAGCCGACAGCCUCUGCCGGGACAGCCGGCAGGGCAGCUUCCGGGCAGACAGCCUGCGUGAAACCAGCCUCUGCUCUGUCAUGGUGAGCACCAAACCCUGUUGUCCUUUCAGUAUCCAGCACCUCCUCCCAGUCUUCCCUCUUUGACCUCUCCUCCCUGUCCCACCUCUGAGCCUUCCUCCUCUGGGGCUUCCCUGGCUGGUGCCUCCCACCGCUGCUCUUUGCCCAGCCAGUCCCUGCCUAUCUAGAGCAUGACACGCCUGCUGGAAACAAUUCUAUUCUGCCAGGCCUAUGCAGGCAGUUAAGAGCACGUCUUGCCACAACGGUCAAUCUAUAUAUUAUUUAUUGCAAAUAAUCUAUCCACCACUUGACUGCAAAAAUCCUCAAAGUGGUUUGCAAAAAAAGAUCAAAACAAGAAAGUUAUCUCUAAGGAAAAUCAACAGCGACAAUAAAAUGAUUACAGCUGCGGUCCAAGGGUUUGUUAUUGUGACUGGAAUGUAAUGGAAUUUAUAAGAUUUUGGAACGCAGAAGUAUAGUAAAUCAUCAAACCAUCAAUUCCAGCACGCGGGGGGCAGCACCUAUAUUGUAUAAUUUGUCUUUUGAAUGAUUGGCAUUUUUGAUGGUAUUAUAAUUUGGCAUUGUUACAAUGAGGCUUUUAUUGGAUUGAAAACAAAUAUAAAUAAAUUCAGAAAUAAAAAAAUUAUUAGCAAGAAAAAUAGCCAACAACCAUUUAAGACUUCUGAAAAGUUAAAACAGCAAUAGACUUAAAGCAAAUUAAAAGAUAAAAAAUCUUAACUUUUUAAAUAUGGUUUUCAUUGUCUGGUGUCAUGUAUUUUUGUUGUGAACCACUUUGUUGUGAUAGAUAGAUAGAUAGAUAGAUAGAUAGAUAGAUAGAGCUUUUUUCUUUAAAAAAAUAUGUUUAGGGGUACUCUUAUUUUGACUCAAGAAAAUCACCAUUUUAUGGGGGGGAGGAAAUACAGUAAAUGGACAAAAGUACAAAGAUUAACAAAAUGUUUAGGGGUAUGUGUACCCCUCCGUCCCCCCAGAAAAAAAGCAGAGUGUGUGUGCGCGUGUGCGUGCGUGUAUGGGAGAAAUAUCUGACACCCUGCUUCUCUCACUGGCUCAGAGCGAGGAGGCCGAAGGACGUAGCUACUCCACCUUGUCGACAGUGCGGGAGAUCGAGACACAGACAGAGCUCCCCCCGCCACCCCCCACCCCUGUCCAGGAGGACCAGAUGGAGAAGGAGAAAGAGGAGAAGGAGCAGGAGGAAGAGGAGCAGCGGGACAGCGAGAAAAACAUCAAGCAAGCCAUGACCCACUUUGUCCAAGAGAACGGCACCCUCCGGGCGAAGCCCACCUCCAACGGCAUCUACAUCAAUGGCCGGGGACACCUGGUGUGACCUUUGCCCCCUGCCACGGAGCCCCAGGACCCGACAGAGCACUGAACCCACUUCCCAAUGGCCUGCCGGAGCCUCCCUUGGGCGAGGGAGCCAAGGCUGUCACCUCCUUCUGAGCCACCCGGCCGCCAUGCAGCUGCCCUUGGAGAUCUCCGCAGCCCUCACCACCCCGUUCUUCUUCCCCGGGAAUCCUGGCCAUGGUCUUCUCUUGCUCCGUCCACUUGAGGAGGGAACCAACUCAUUCCCAGUGGGGUGGAUCAACAGCCGGUUCGGAAAUUGGGAAAGCUUCCCCCACCCCUUUUCUUUUCUGACUUUGGCCGGACGGUGACAUUGCCUGGCCUGCGUUUUUGUGUCGUGUUUUUAAAAAAUGUUUUGAGGCUACACAUACAGGGCAAGCGAUUCUGAGGGUGCCACCAGGCAGCAGCGCAUUUAUCUUGGCUCAGGGACAGAACUAUGAAACUUUUGUGCCUCCCCCCCUCUAAUUAUUGUUGUUAAUAUUAUUAUUAUUAUUAGUUGAACGUUUGUGGCCCCUUGCGGUUACGGACAGAAGCUCCCCAAAGCCUUGCCGAGGCAAGCAAUAAAAUCAUUGUUUUUAUUUUAUAUAAUUAUUAUUACCUUGAAAGGGAAAGGCUAGCUUCCCAAAGACUGAAUGUAGGCACAGAGACAAGGAAUCCCGGCGGGCCUCAGGGGAGCCCUGCGAGGGAGAUUCCCUGCUUGGGAGAUGCCCGUGGGCAGGAUUCCACCCUCCCCAGUCCUUGAUACGAUUCCUGCGGGGAUGACACUGAGACGCACGCUUUUUCACCCAGCCCCAUCCAAAACGCAACUUGUGCAUGAAUGCAAAGGAUUCCGGCGGCUAGUGCUCCGGUUUGGCAGAUGAAACAUCUGGCAGCCCAAUCCCACCGGGGUGGGUUGUGCCACCACUUCCAGUGCGACCACCUGGAGAUCGGUUUUCGUUUGGGCAAACCCCUUGCCACUCGUUCAAGCUAUGCAGACCAAAACUGCUUCCGAAGCAGGAAGACAGCAGGACUUGCCAGCACCAUGGAACAGGGAACAGUGAAAUGCCAGGAUCUUUUGGGAUUUAUUCUUGCAUCCUGGGUGGUGAAGGGGGAAAGGGGGAUUGUGGGUCUCAUUGCCCUUUGUAUAUCCACAGUCAUAGAAGGUUGGAAGAUUUGUGCAAUGUAUCAUAUUCUCUCUCUCUCUCUCAUCCCCUCUCUUAAGUCCAUUUCACAUGUGCAUAUAACCCCUUGGCUAUUCAUCUCUCAAGGGGUCACAGCUGAACAAGUCAACUGGUGCCUUUGAAAACCUUUUUUUGCAUUGGAGCUAUUGUGUGUUUGUUUGGGGCAGGGGGAGCGAGGGGUGUCAAAAAAUUCCCAUGGUGGAGAUUUAUGGCUGGUUUACGCCCCCCCCCCAAAAAAAAACCAUCCGCAGCUGAAGCCAUCAAACAAGGUGUCACAGAUGGCUGAGCUGGCCCCGAGGGGUGCAUGUCUGCACACGCAUGUCUGCACACGUGCUUCUCCGUGUUCCCCCACUGGGCGUCUGAUUAUCCCACAAGGACUCAAGCCAAAUGUUUGAAGUGUCUCCUCAGGAAAAGGGUUGUGCUUGCCAGGACACGAAGUUAGAUCUAGAUCUGAGAUGGCCCCAUUCACACAUGCAAAUUGUGAGCACCGCCACCAGAGAGCAUUAGGCAGAUGCUGAAUCACUAUACCAGCCCCUGGACUCAUUUGUUUACAGCGUGGGGAUAAGAAUACUGUUCUACCUUACCGGAUUGGUGUGAUAAGAAAUAAUGUGUGUGAGGUUUUUCUGAGCGCUCAAAUGGUGUCAUGCACGUGCUACGUUUAAUUAGGCGGAGAGGCUGUAGGAACCAACCCUUAGCCUUUCUGACUCAAGCAAUUCCAACAUGUAGAACCAUAGAACUGAAGGGUUGGGAGGGAUCCCAAGGAUCAUCUAGUCCAACCCCCUGCAAUGCAGCAGUCGCAGCUCUGCCAUUUCCCAGUCUAUGCAAAAGCAUACCAGGUCCUUGUUUGUGGUUUUUGUUUUUGCCCAACGGGGACAGCCUCACAUCCCCCAGACUCUGUACUCACUAGUAAAUGGGGAGGUAUGUUGCUGGUGCUUUUGAACAACAUCCAUGCGCUGCAGACUGCAAGGAGGUCAUACUGGGUCAGAAUCUGGCCGCUUUAUGUUAGCAAACACCACUUCAAGGUACUUUGGGUUAUGGGCGUAGCCAGGAUUUUUGUGGGCGGGGGGAGAACCUCAGUUUGCUAUGUAUUUUUAUGUAUUUUUAUUGAUUUAGGCAGCUUCCACUCCCUGCCCCCAUUUGGCUAUGCCCAUGCUUUGGGUGAUGCCUCUGUGAAAAGUUCUGCAAUAGCUGAUGGCAGCUAAGGGUAGCUUUGCAUACCUAAAGUUUUGUUCCACGAAGGUGCCCCGUAUCCCUUGCCAGGAGUAAACGUACAUUAAGAAAUAUGAUCACAUAAAACAUAGUCUUAGCAUAGGAGCUUCUGGCUUACCCUGGGUGAGCUGAAAUGUUGCUUUUUUGCAGUUAGUGGGAGGUCGAAUUAAAUGAAGGUUCCAACACAACACCUAGGCCACAUUCGCACCAUACAUUUAAAGCUCUAUGGUACCACUUCAAAUACUCAUAGCUUCCCUAAAGAAUUCUGGGAGCUGUAGUUCAUUAAAAGUGCUGAGAAUUGUUAGGAGACCCCUAUUCCUCCCCCAAAGCCAUGAUUUCCAGAAUGUUUUAACCAGCACUGUUUUUCUAGGAAAAGAGGUGCCAGAACUCACCUUGUUCUCUUGUAAUAGCAAUGGCACCCACCUGAGAGGAACUGGGCUCCAGUAUGUUCCAGCUGGGAAAAAAGCCCUGGUUUGAACAAUCAAUCCCUCCUCACAGGGAACUUUGGGAACUGUAGUCCUGUGAGGGCAAUAGUGACACCCUAACAAAUCUCAGUGACCUUCACAAACUACAGUUCCCAGAAUUCCUUGGGGGGGAAUCCAGGAGUGUUUAGAGUGGUAUCAUAGCACUCUAAAUGGUGGGAAUGUGCCCCGAUGCAGUGCACUGAGAUCCUUCUGGGAUGACAAGGAGCCCCUACAGCAUUCAUUAAAAGCUUCCUCUUUGUAUUUUAUUGCUUCCUGUUCUGCAUGUCUUGGGGAUUAUUUCACUACAAAAGAAAGAAAAGAUUAAUAAUAAUAAGUGAUACAGUGAUAUAGUCAGUGAUGCAGCAAACCACUUUGAGGGGUAUUUUAAACAAUCAAGUGGCAUAUAAAUUUUAUGAAAUUAAUAAAUAAUAGUGAUUAGAGUGUUGGACUAGGACCAGGGAGAUCCAAGUUCAGAGCAGUCAGCUGUGAAGCUCAAAAGAUGACCUUGGGCCAGUCACCCUUAGCCCGAACCUAACGAGUUUGUUGGAAGGAUAAAAUGGAUAUAUGAAUGAAAUAAGGUGUUAGCUGCACUGAACAAGAAGCAAUAAAGUGGACCAAAUCUACUAAGACAAGCACGGUUGCCCUCAAAAGCCUCCAUAGUGCCUAGCCAUGCCACACUUAGUGCUUCAGCUGCAUUUUGUAGCAAUAAUGGUAGUUAUGUUUGCCAUAAAAUGCAGUUUAAGGGGUCUGGCGCAGGCUCUCAGGCCAAGCCCACCCCCCUGGUGUUAGUGUAAUAUUUUGUCAGUAUGGUGUUGUAAUGUCUUAUUGCAGCUAUUCUUGAUAUCCCAAAAGGCAGCUCUUAACUUGGAAGGAGAAAGCAAGCUGGGAUGGUUGCCACCGCUCUCCUGAGGCUCAGACCCCAAGACACAGAGGAAGGGGUUUAGAAGCUCAAGGGCAGAUUAGGGGUGGAGUCUGGUUUUUGAGAGGAUGAAAUCUAACAGAGCACCUGUAGGUUCUGGGGAGGAGGCUACCUGGGUGUGAUGAGUCAGAGUGGAGCCUCGUGGACAGGAGAGUGCAGCUAAAGGCAAACAUUUUAUACCCAAGCCAUGAAUUGCCUUUCCACGUGAUUCUCCUGGAGGCUCUUAAGGCAAGAACCCUGCAGUUUCAGAAAUGUCAAACUCUGAGACACUGCAACUGUACAAACUGAGAAGAGUGGUGGUGUUUUUCCCCAUGAGGCCACAAACCUACCCUAAAAGAUCCAGUCACAAACUGACAUCAGAGUUACUGAGUCAGAGAAUUUCAUAACGCAGAGCAAUUAUCACCACAAUUAAGAGAUGCCUACAAAUCUCCCAGGCUACGCAACUCUUCUCUAAUCUAGUGGUCAAAGAGACAUCUAAUUGAAGCCGUUCCUUUACAAAAUGAUGAACAGAGCAUUUGUUUACAAGAGAUUUAUGUUGGUUCUCAAAGGUUUGUCACCCAUCUGGUCCUGAAGUCUCUGGACACAAGUCUUUAUUAUGCUUUGGUUUAUCCAACAUCCUUUUUGACAGGAAGGUCUUAAACCCAGGAAAGGGGGCAGAAGCUAAUUUUGGUAUGGAAUUCCUCGCACACUCCAAAAUGGAGCUUUUCUUGCACAAAUAACUAUAAAUACACUUUACCAAAAGUUUAAGAACAAAGAUAGAAUAGGGAUCUCUUGAUAUAUACACAUCCAGAUCCCUUAUACAGUAUGUGCAUCUCUCAUAUGUAUGUAUGUAUGUAUGUAUAUAUCUAUAUGUCUAUUUGAUUUAUCUAUUUCCUAUCCAUCCGUCCAGUUUUUCUCCAAAAGCUUGUUGUGGCCUGGCCUGGGCCACUUAAAAUGGCAACCAUGUCUGCACCACGAACUUAGGUUUAAUACCACUUUAGCCGUCAUGCCUGCCUGCAGAGAACUCAAGGAACUGUGGGCUGAUGUGGGCCUUCAGAAUUUCCUGUUUAGAAGCUCUACAAGUGGGACUGGAAAUAAAGGGUUGUAUUCAGCUAAGUUCUACUCAAAGUAGGUCCAUUUAAAUUAAUGGACCCAUGUUAGUCAUGUCCAUUAAUUUCAGUGGCUAUACUUUUAGCAUGACUUGCGCUGGAUUCAACCCAAAAUGUUGCUGUGUGAGCACUCCUGUUCACUAUGCCAGCCAGCCAAGCUGUACCUUCCUCCAUUCCAUUUCCCCUCCAUGUUUUCUGCACGCCCCCCUCAAGAAAAAAAAACUCUCCAUGGUCACACUCAGUCCUCACUGGACUGUUUUUGGGAUCCCAGUCCUUUGGAGUACAUAAGCAAUAGCACUCAUGACUGAACGCUGGGAAUAUUAGAGUUGUGUGUCUGCACCACCAUAGAAUUAUAGCUUCCUGGGAAGAAAUUGACUAUUAAGCCAGUUUAAGUCUAUAGUUCAGCCUUCCCCACAGCUUGAUAACUUCCAGAUCUUUUGGAUACCAGCUCCCACCAGCCCCAACCAACACAGCAUUUUGUUUUAAUUGUGCUUACUCCUUUGUAAUGUGCCUUUAGGACUGCGGUCCAAAUGAACUACCAUUUCUUUAACCAGCUGACCAACUGUAACAGCACCCCAGCAAGGUAGGCCAAAACUGAUAAACUACAAUAUGUCCAGGGACACCAAGCUCAGUGAGCUUUGAAGUUGAAUAGGGUUCUGAGUGAACCAUGGGUGGUCAAACUCCAAACAGUCAAGUUGCUAGACAUCUUGAUCUACCUCAGAGCAAUACAGGGAAUUCAGGUGGCCCAACCCCUCUUUUGUUUUAAUUGUUCUCCACCAGCAGGGGCUGUGCCCAAAUUUCGUGCCCACUGCCUCAAUCCCAAAGAGGAUGCAUUUAUUCUGCACCCAUAAGGAUAAGGCGCUUCCAAAGUGAAUUUAUAUGACUCUCUUUUACGUCCUUUUACAUGUAUUACUCUGAUUUCUUGAUUGUCUUUUUUUAAAAAAGAAAGAAUUUUAGGAAAAGGCUGUGUCAUCUGCUUCUAGGACCCUUGAGGUCCUUGUAUAAUCUGUAAAUGUGUAUAUAAAAUCCCUAGCAAUGGAUGCCUGUGAGUGUGUGUGUGUGUGUGUGUGUGUGUGUGUGUGUGUGUGUGUAGAUAUAUAGAGAGAAAUAUUAUGCAAGUGUCUUUCUGUGUAUAGGAAGGGACUUUGGGGCGCUCUUACAUGCACUUCUGCUGUUGUAAAUAAAUUGCACCUUUGGCACCCCAGGACUUGUGUGUUGUUGGAUGGAUUUGUAAAUCUUUACAGAUUUUUGCCUGGUUUGGAAAAAGUCGUCAGGGAAAGUUUUCCUAUUCCUCUCUCAUAAUCCAAUCCUAGAAAAUUAGUAAACCACCCAAGGAAAUGGAUCAGAAGUACAAUUUCAGGCCAAAGAAUGUGCAUCAACUCAUAAUUAC
This is a messenger RNA of Podarcis lilfordi (Lilford's wall lizard), 80494 nucleotides long. NCBI's taxonomy places the organism in Eukaryota, Metazoa, Chordata, Lepidosauria, Squamata, Lacertidae. The record is from the annotation of a GenBank genome assembly.